Messenger RNA from Rattus norvegicus (Norway rat), 47126 nucleotides. Lineage: Eukaryota; Metazoa; Chordata; Mammalia; Rodentia; Muridae. The record is from RefSeq and is a predicted model, not a curated record.
GACCGAGGCCGCAUGUGUCGGGACCCUCCCCCUCCGACGCGCCCCUGCCAGGGGUUCUCUCCGGGCGGUGAUCUGCCCGCCACGGCCGCUGCCAUCUCGGUGUCUCGUUCUCCUGGGUCCGGAGGCCGAAGGCAAGGCGGGUACCCCGGCAGCUGAGGGUACCUGAGGCCGAGGCUUCACGCGGCCUGGACUGAGGGAUCGUUCGGAGCUUUGAUGAGAGCUGGUUCUCCUCGGUUGUCCCAGCCCGGCUGCCCUUGGUGCUCCCCACCGUGCCCUUCUUGCCUCACCCCAACCCCGGGAACUGAGAACCCCCCGGAAAGGUCUCCCUGCCGGGGGACAAGGUAGAAAGCAACUGGUGUCUCCGCGAUGACUCGGGUAGCCCGCGUCUCUGGAGUCUUGGCCUUUACUCCCCCUCGGUCUUCUAGCGAAUCCCCUUCUUGGAUUCGUAGGGAACCCUAGGCCUGUUCUGCCAUCAGUCUGUCUUCCUGUGAUGCCUGGAGAGUAUCCUCUCUUCUGAUAGUGGGUCGCUUCCUAGAAAAGACGACUCUGCAGAGAGUGGGACCCUUCCUGUCACCUCUCUUGGCCUAAAUGCUCCAUUGCGCGUCUGACCAGUAGCUAAAGCCUGGGAUUUUAGUACUGAAAUACUGCCGAUCACAGUAGAUUGUUCUCUUAUCCCUAUCUUCCGGUCCUCUUUCCAUCUCUCUUGCUCCACCUGAGGUGCUUUGGACUCUAGGCUGUCAAGAUUUAAUUGUAAGGGAUCACACUUUCCUCUGUCAAGAGUCCUGUGAGCAGUAGGACGCCUUUUUUCUUCCUGUGUGAGUGUAGACUAAUUUUACUUGUUCUUGUAUUUUUUCCAAAGGUUUGUUGGCAGUGCAGGGGGCGGGUGUCCUUGUUGCUGUCAGGAGUAGGGCCAUGGGAAGAUGCACAGGCAUUCAGAUAUGAAGUGUUUGCUGGGAAACCAGGAAGUGGCUUUUGAGAUCACUUUUUAAUAUGCCCAGGAUGGAAGAAAAAAAAUCAUCUUGGACCAGGUAACAGAGGUUUGAACCUUUUUGGGUUCCCUUGCCUAUGCUUGGCUAGUUACUUGUAGCAAUGUGCUGUAUUGUGUGUUCAGAAUAAUUCACAUUGUUUGUGUGGUCUUGGUAGAAAUAGAGAUGUUCUAGUUUCUAUGAGAAUCUACUUGCCAGAUUCAAAAUUAUUCUCUUCCUAGUCUUUAGGAUCACGUCGAUAGUAAUUUAGUAAAUAUUGUAGACUUUUUUUUUUUUUUUGUGGUGGAAUAGAGACAGGCUAGAUAAAAAUCUUCUAGAAAACCUUUCUUUUUUGGGGGGCGGGUUUAAGGGUUUUUUGUUUUGUUUUGUUUUUUGCCAGUGAUUGGUAAUAGCUGACUAAUCACAUGAUUGAUAUAUUAGGAUAUUAAAAGGUAAAAAUAAGUGAUAGGAAAACAUAGCCUUGAUGGCUUUUGCAUCUUUGCUGAAGCUAUAGUGUAUAGUGUAAUCUUUUUGAUGUUGUUUUUCGAGAAGGGUUCCUCUUCUGUGUAGGUCUGGCUAUCCUAGAACUUGCUCUUUGACCAUGCUGCUGGCCUCAGAGAUUCUCCUGCCUUUUCCUUCUGAGUGCUGGGAUUAAAUGCUUGCACUAUCACUGCUCCUCUCUUCCACAUUGUAAAUCUUACACCUGUGUAACUCCUUGCUGAGAUCUUCUCAGAGAUCCUGACUGCUUGCAUGUGAGAGUGUUGGGAUCAGCAAGUGCUUUGACAGGUAGUCAUGAUGUUGUAGAUCAGGUGGGGUCCAAGUGCUAGGUAAGGGUCUGACUAAAAGACCCUUUGGGGAUAGAAGAAGGAAGAUAGAGGGCCCAAAUUUUAGUUUGUGUCUUUUUUCUGAGACUGUCUCUGGAAGUCACUAUGUAUGUAAACCAGGGUGUCCUCACAGAACCUGUCUGCUUUUACCUGCUUUAAUCCCAAAUGCUGGGAUUAAAGGUAUGUGCCACCAUGCUUGGCCUCCAACUUUAGUUUCUUGAAUCUUCCCUUGGUCCUAAGUGCUCAUUGGCCUGUGAGUAAGUUGCUUGGAGUGUGUAUCUCAAAGGGCUGUAGUGAUAGGAGACCUUGUUGUGGCUGGAGUUGAGAACUUAUCUCUGAGUGAGGAGGGGAGUGUUUCCCUAGAUGCAAUGUGUCAGUGACUAUCCACAAAAACAACUAGGUAUAUGUUCUAGGGGCUAGCUUUGCAGAAUCUCUUUGUAGAAUCAGCCUGGAGCACUGUCCUCCAUUUCUUGCUGAGGGGUGCCCGGCCAUUUGCAUUGUCUCUGUGAUUGUUCAGGGCCCAGGUAAGAGCCGCAUGUUGGUGCAGGGAUCUCUGCUCUUGCUCUGAUCUGCCCAGUUAUGAGCUCCACCACUUGGUAAUUGACACAUAUUUAGGAUGUUCAUGGAAAAAAUACAAAACGGGGACAGAGUUGAAGAGUCAACACUAAAAUUAACCCUCUUUAGAGAGAAGUGACAGAGAAUGGUGUCAUGUAAUGCUUACCUUUAUGAGUAUGCAAUUAUGGCUAACAAAUUUAGCUAUUGGCUUAAAAAAAUCAGUGCCAGGCAGCUGACCUAAAGUCCACAGUCUCUGAGGUUAGGAACAUCUGACUGACCAGCUCCUUGACCAAGGAAGUCUCAGGAAGAUAGCCAUCCUUGGUCUGUGUUCAAGCCUCAGCAGCAGCAACCACUGACCUGCCAAGUCUGUACUUCAGGAAGGCCCCUCUCUCCAAAAGACAGCUAACGGACUUCGAGAACUGUGGAGGCCUCACGCACCUCAGUGUGUUUGCUCAGCUCAACAUGUUGACAGUCUCUGAACUAUACUGUACAUCUGUUUGUCUUAUGAAUAAAGGUGAAGGGUAUGACUUACUCUUACGCAAAAAUCAUAGUGAGUUCCCAUUUGGCCAGUAACAGGGUUCUUAGUCCUGUGGUGCCCUUGCUGUUUGAAGAAAGUCUGGGCCAUGUCUUCCUGAGAGAUCAGCUCCUCAUAUAUGUUCCAUGUCUUGCCCCCUUUCCUAGAGAAGAGUCCUUCUUUUCUGAAUUUUGUUUUCAACUCUUGAGCCUAUGAUUCAGGAGUUGCCUCUAAGUCCCCAUUUUCUCAAGAAGUCCUGUGCUCCAGUCCUGAAGGCCAGCUGUGGAAUGGCCUAAUGGGAACAUUAGUGACUGAGAAAAUCACAGGUGGCUUGAGAUAUGUCUGUGGGGAAUGUGAGUGUGACCUUAUGGUUAACAUAUUUCACUUUUAAAGACAGUGGAAAGACAGACAGAACAGUCUCAUAGCUAAAUAGUGAAAUGGUGGUUCAAGAUGGGACCUGCCAAAGGCAGCUUUGUAGCCCUGGUUACAGAGCAGUGGGAGGACAGAGAAGGCUUGGUGAAGGAGGACUCAACCACUGCUGGGCUCUGGAACAGAUGUCAAGAGCUGCUGUCUUCCUCUCACUCUUCCAGAAGCAGACACCAUGGCCAUCAUUUCCUACUUGGAAUCACUUGCCUCUGCUGGCCGGCAAGUUCCUUGCAGCAAAGGGACUGGGACUGGUGGACAGUCCUGGAAGAGUUCUCUCCAGACCCAGGUUCAGCUCUGGAAGGGCUGCAGUGGCCUACAUGAGUUGUUCUGGAAGGAUUUCUUCAGGAAUUUGUGCAGGGUGGAUUGUAUGAACUUUUUCAGCUGUCUACACCCCUACUUAAUUUGCUAAGGAGAGAUGUACACCCCUAAUUAAUUUUCGGGGUACCCUGACAGUGUGUUUUGUUCUUCCCAGUAGCCCCAUAAAGGGAGGUGAGAUGAAGCCAGUCUCCAUUUCUGACAGCAUAAUGCUGUGGCUAGGAGAGGACAAGAUGCUUUUGUUUCUUAGUGAUUUCAUGUAAGGUGACUAGCCCAGAGUUAGGUACUUCGAGUUAAGUGACAGCACUUAUGACAUGGAAUAGUAUCAGGUUAUGGUUGAGAAAUGAAGACAUGACCUUGGACAAAGCAUGAAGCAGGGGUAAGCUGGUGUGAAGAGGGAGGGAUGCAGUGUGGCAGUGUGCUCUCAUGCUGGCCUUGCUGAUGCCCUGGCUCAGAGUACCCUUUGCAGCCAACUUAUGUCAUUGUCAGGGUGUAGAAGGGUGUCAUGAGCUGAUGGCAUUGCUUGAGUAGGGUAGGCUUGACCUGCUAGUCUUAGGUGAUCAGAGCUGGGUGAGAGUUCCUGUUAGCAUUGCAGGGGCUCUGUCUUUGUGUCAGUGGAUGUGGAACUUUGCCUGUGUCUUGCUUUCUGCUGAAAGGUGAUAGCUCUUUUGACACUAACUUAAAAUGCCAGUGAUCCUGUCAGAAAGGAUACAGGAGUUGAGUGUGUUAGCUCUGCUGGGUCCUCCACAUUGGUAUCCCUGUUCUUUGCUGGGAUCAGCAUUCAGGAGAACAGCAGAGUGGCAGUUCUGACUUGGGAAUCAGGUUUUGUUUGAUGUUUUGUCUCCCUGAGGAAGGUAGACUUUGUCCUCAGUGAGUUUUUAGAUGGUCUCAAAGCUGGGAGUUUGGUCUUGAGGCCUGGAGAGCUGUCCCAACACUAGCCUAGAGGAGAGGACUUUUGUCCUGGACAUAGAUCUAAAAGGGCCUUUAUCCCAGCACUCAGGAGGCAGAGGCAGGGGAAUUCCAGGACAGCCUGGUCUACAGAGUGAGUUCCCGGAAAUCAGGGCUAUAUAGAGAGACCCUGUUCUGGGUCAAAGGGAGUAUGUAUUAUCCCUUGAUCAAUGAUGUUGCUGGUUGUGGCAGACAGACACCUCAAGGUGCCAGGAUCAGAGUUGAUGACCCGGCAUCCUACUCCUGCAGUCCUCAGUACCUCUUGACCCCAAACUGGCCCCAGAUUGAGUGUGCUGGGGGGCCUUCUGCUUCUCAUGACAGACUCCUUCUGAAGCUGCUCCUGGGGGCCACUCCUUUUCAUUUCCUGGGAGUGUACUGUCCUGAGCCUGGCUCUGUAAUUGGUUGUGAGAAUGGGCCGCUGCGGUUGAGGUUCAUUAAGCAGUAAGCAGGCGGUGUGUUCUCUGGUGGCCUGGCCAAGUCUGCACUCCUUUCAUUCUCAGGGCACAAAUGUCCCCUCGUGUAGGAUCUUAGGAAGUGGGGCUCAUUUCCUGAGUGAGGUAAACCUGUGCUACGCCUAAGCUUCCUUCCAGUCUCAGGUCUGGAAGCCCAUGCAGUUACACAUCUUCAUGAGCCACUGAGAGGUGGCUGAGUAAGUUGACUAGCCAUUUCUCUGUAGUGCUUAUAGUACUUGGGGUGGUAGGCAGACUUGAGUGCACCCAGUUUCUGCCCUUGGGAAUGUGCAGUCUGCCAAGGGGGCCAGAAUGGUGUGCUGUGUGUGGAUGUCUAAAAGUGUGUGUAUGUGUGUACAUGCCUAUGUGCCUGAUGGUGGAAAAUUGCAAGUGAUGAUGGCACAUCUGUGAAGAUCAGAGGACAGUUUUGAGGAGUCAGUUUUCUCCCUUCAUGUUUGUGUGGUUCCAGGGGAUGCUAGGCUUGUGCUAUAGUGCUUCUACUUACUGAACCAUCUUGCCAAUCAAAGAAUUCUUUUAAAAAGGUGUGUGUGUGUGUGUGUGUGUGUGUGUGUGUGUGUGUGUAAGUUUUUUUGAGACAGGGUUUCUCACUCUAUGUAGCCCUGGCUAUUCUGGAACUCUCAGAGAUCCAUCUGCCUCUGCCUCUGCCUCUGUCUUCUGAGUGCUGAAAUUAACCACUAAUCACCUGGCUAGACUUUUUUUAUUAACAAAUUAUUUUCUUUCUUUCUUUCUUUCUUUUUUUUUUGGUUCUUUUUUUCGGAGCUGGGGACCGAACCCAGGGCCUUGCGCUUCCUAGGUAAGCGCUCUACCACUGAGCUAAAUCCCCAGCCCCGUCAAAUUAUUUUCUUAAAAGAUGACUUUAUAUGGAUUAGUGUUUUGCCUGCGUAUGUGUAUGUUCAUCAUACAUGUGCUUAUAGAGGGUUGUGAGCUACCAUGUGGGUUCUGGGAACUGAACUCAGGUCCUGUGUAAGGAGAGCCUUGGAACCAUCUCUCUAGUCCAAGUUUGAAUUCUUUUUUGUUUUGUUUCUGAGGUAGGGUCUCUGUGUAGUCCUGGAACUCGUUCUGUAGACCAGGCUGGCCUCCAGCUCACAGUGAUCUGCCUGCCUCUGCCUCUGCCUCUGCCUCUGCCUCCUGCCUCCUGCCUCCUGCCUCCUGCCUCCUGCCUCCUGCCUCCGAGUGUUCACAUUAAGUGUGUGUGCCACCAUCAUCUGACCCAAGCUAGAAUUCUCAAGAGCAUGAAAUGGCUCUCUGGAAUACUCUGUCUUCUGGAAGUUCAGAAUUCAGUGCUUUAUAGCAGGUGCAUGCGGUUAGCUCUUGGUUUGUUUCUACUAUGAGGGGAACAGACUUGGAAGGAAUAAUCAGGUUGGUCAGUCACUGAGCAGUCUAUCUCAUGUACAUUUCAAUUCAAGCUCUUGGAGCGAGCUGGAGAGCUUGGAUAUGGCUAAGGGUCAUACUGCAUUUUCUUUUUUUACUUUGGCAUCUUGCUUUUCUCCCUGGGCUAGCCUAGAGCUCCUGCCUCAGCCUUCCGUUUGAUAAGUGAGCCCUCCAUCUGAAAUGGUGUGAUAGUGUGUGGAUGUAAAGGAAGGGCAGGAAUUCUGGGAGAAAGCCCUACUGCUCUUAGGGUUGUCUUGGAUUGUGUGGUGGCCAUCUAGUUCCCUAAUCUUCCAUGGUUCUCUAUGGAUUGUUGAAGAGAGCAUCACUUCAGGUGAGGUGAUGUGCCCUCUGGGGAUGCAGGCUUGCCAGGCAGCUCUGGUUCCAGCUUCUGAGUUGCUGGAGUUUCAGCAGUUUCCUAGAUCCAGCUACUGGAGCCACAGGGAAGCCCAGGGCCAUCAAAGUUCUGGCAGGCCUUGGUGAAGCAUGCCUUUAAUCCCAGUACUUGAGAGGUAGGGGUAGGCCAAUCUCUUAGUUCCAAACCAUCUUUGUCUACAUAGUGAAUUUCGGGCCAGCCAGGGUUACACUCAAACUUAGUCUCAAAAUAAAUACAUUUAAAAAAAAUGAUUUCCCUUGAGCUCAGAGGUAGGCGUGAUGUCUUGUGUUGGCAGAAGCAGUUAACAAGCCAGUGCCACUAGUGGCUUCCAUGCACUAAGAGCAUUUGCUUGCUCUUUUAGCCUGAAGGUGGGCACUUGUCUUCAACUAAGGGGCCAGGAAAGACUAAGCAAUCUGUGGGUCUCAAACCAGAGCUGGGUGACCCUGAAGCAAGUGGGCCUUCAGUGAGAGCUGAACUUUAUUUCAAAGGCUCCCACCAUAAAGCUCUGAAGUGUUUAGUUUGCAUUUCUGUUCACUUCCCUAUUCAUGCAACUUUUCCCCUUUUACUUGAAAAAAAAUUAAGAGAAAUUUCUUUUUACGUGUCAGAGUGGUGUAUGCCACAUUGGUGCAGGUGCUUGAGAAGGCCAGAAGAGGUUAUCAGACGCCCUGGAGUUGGAGCUGCAAGGUAGUGUGAGCUGUGCUGGAGCAGGACUUGAGUCCUGGGAACUUCUUUCUGGCUUUUAUCCCUUUCAUUUACUUUAACUCUGGCUCCAAACUGUUCUAGAUGCAAGAACCCGUUUUUGUUGUAGCUUUCCAGUCUUUGUUCUUUUGGUGUGCUUUUAAGUGUAGCUGGGUUUUCCAUUGUUUGUUUUUAAAGUUCUCAAGUUUGGGUGUGGCUCUUGUUUUCAGAGGGAGUCUUAGGUGAGAAAGCUGGUCUCACCUGUAUUUGACACCUGGGAAUCACCUUUGGUACUCCCUUUGGUGGGAAACCCCAUUUAUCCCCAUAGCCUCCCCCCUUUUUUGAUAAAUUUCUUUGUAAAGUCCAUAUGGCUUGUGUAACAUCUUUUAAAACCUUGCCAAGGUCAUAGCACGUUUCCAUUGUUGACUUUUGUAUGUAUGUAUGUAUGUGUGUGUAUGUAUGUAUGUGUGUGUGUAUGUAUGUAUGUAUGUAUGUAUGUAUGUAUGUAUGUAUGUAUAAGAUCUCACUGUAGCUCUGGUUGUCAUGGAACUCAUUAUGUAGACCAGGCUAGCCUCUUCAUUUAUAUUGCUUAGAUUAAGGCAUAGGCCAGUAUGCAAACUGCGCUUGUGCGCUUGCUCGAGCUCUCGCGCUCUCUCUCUCUCUCUCUCUCUCUCUCUCUCUCUCUCUCUCUCUCUCUGUCACACACACACACAAGAGGAGUUACGUGUUGUUGUGACUUAUCUGACAUGGGUGCUGGUCCCUAACUCAGAACACUAAAAGAGCAGCAAGUGUUCCUAACCACUGAGCCAAUCUCUGUUCCCACUUGUUGGUGAGUUUUGGCUAGCCUUGACUCUCUAAGCUCAAUUGAUCCUCCUCAGCCUUCUAACUACCUGUAAGUAGUGGCCUUCAUCACACACACACACACCCUACCUUUGAUUAAGGGCCUUGGUUUUUGCCUUUCCAUUUGCUUGUAAGCUCCUCCCAGUGCCUACUGGCUAGUGGAAAAGGACUAGUUAUAGGCUCCUCCCAGUGCCUACUGGCUAGUGGAAAAGGAUUAGUUUGGAGUUGCCUUUCAGCCUUCAUCUGAGCAGGUAGAUCAGGUGCUAGCAGCCUUCAGUGCUUCAUGUGCUUCAGUGGUUGAUAAGUUGCUGAGAGAGUGCUGUAGAUAGUGAUGGUACCACAGUCUCCUUUCCCUUCCAUGUGGUCAGUCACUGUACUCUCUGGGUAGACAUGUGCUGAGUCUUGCUUGAGGGACAAAGAUGUAGCCAUUCCAAUCUGAGCUGGACCAGCGACAACAAAACAAGUCAUUGAGGGACUCUGUAUAUAUCUGACACAGUCCCUUUGACUGGGGCUGGAGUUUUGUUUCUUGAAUGGCUUCAUCCUUCAUUAAGUCCUGGCCUGGCUCAGGUUGUGGUAGCCAAAUCUUUCCUUGGGGUGACCUCUAGUUACUAUGGUAAUGGGUCGGCUUGCCUACUUUUCUUUCUUCUUUCUUCCUUCAAGCUUGCUUUCUUGCUUCCGUCCUUCCUUCUUUCUUUCUUUUUUUAAAGAGAAGGUUCUCUGUGUAGCCCUGGCAGUCUUAGAACUCACUCUGUAGCCCAGACAGCCCUUCAACUCAUAUCCUCCUGCCUCUGUUUCCUGAGCCUUGAGAUUAAAGGCAUGCACCACCAUGCCCAACAUUUUCUUUUUAAUUAAAAAAAAAAAUCUUACUGGGUGUGCAGGGGGCAGGUAUACCAUGAUAUUUGUGUGGAGGUUAGAGAACAGUUUUGUGGGAUUGGUCCUCUUCUAUUUGUAUGUUGGUUUUAGGGGAUCAAACUUAGGUAAUCAGGCUAGCAAACAGGUGACUAAGGCUUGCCUGUGUUUAGGGCUAGGCCUCCUGGAAUGAAUCUAUGUAGGGUGAAUGCUUUACUUGUAUGGUGUCUGUUGUGGGGCCUGCAGGACUGAUGUGCUGUUGUUAGAUGGGAAGGUAGCCUUUGGCUUAUUAGUUCUUACCAUUUCCUCCAGCGUUCACUUGGCUGGGUUCUGGCUGAGCCAUCCUUACAUCCUUGGCUAACCCAAUCUGCUGCUUUACCUUGGGGUGGGGUGAGGUCCCCUCAGCACAACACUUUGAUUGCUUUACCCCAAAAUCUGAUGUGAUAAUCACCACCAAUUAGCUGGGCCCAGAACUGGGUCUGGAGAGCUGCCCUAUAGGGCCAGUGAGAUCUGAUGAUAGAAAGUCCAGAGUAAGUGUUGAGUGAUUUGCAGGAAGAGAUCCCUAAGUGCUACUUGUUAGGGUUUCAUUUCAAGCUCUGGAUUUGCCUACUAUCACCCCCUGGUGCUGAGCUGUUAGCCUCUCCUGGUGCAGGUGUGGUAAGUUGCACUUUUGUCCCUCAUUGUGGGUGAGUCUUCCUUGGUUCUUAUAGUAAUCUCCUCUUAUGCUUGAGAGACUGUCUCUGCUCAGACCUACUGUUCACACAAGCAAGGGUCCCAGGCCAGAGCCCACGCUUGUGUAGAGUGAGAGGCUACAGAUUUGGGACUAGGAAGUCUGGUUUGGCCUGACUGUCUUGACUGUUUUCUCUUAUCUAUCCCAUCCCUCUAGUUAACCUGGGGAACCAAAAACUGGUCUCUGUGUUUCUGGGAUGCUGCUUCCUUUCGGUUGACCAAUUGACAGGCCCAAGGGUUGCUUGUUGAAUGACCACUGUCUUUUCCUGUACUCUGGAUGCACUGGGCAGCAUGACAGCCAGUGGCUCUCUGCUUUUCCUAGUGGUUGGCAGCCAGGGGUUAGCUGGUACCAUCAAGGUUUGUGAAUGGACGUUGCUGUUACUAGUUUUAAAGGAACUGAGUUCCAUACUGACAGUAGGAUAUGGCCACUAAGAAGAAAUCUGGAGCUGACUUCCCAGGACACAAGUGCACAAGUAUCCCCUGUUUAGGCUGCCAAGCUCUUGCUUUGCCAGGCUGCCCUUUCCCUCCUACCAAAGCUGAGUCAUCAUUGAGUUUGGGGCUAAUGUUCCAGUGGGAGAAAGGGAGAGAACUUUUUUUAUGUUGCCCUCAGUGUCAUGUAUGUAUAUAUGUGUAUGUGUGCAUGUGUGUGCUUGAGCAUGUGCAAACUUUUUCCAUAUUGUGGCAAAGACAACAGCUCUCCAGGCCAGACCAAGCAAUUGUGAAUAGGAGGGAUGUGAUAUAAAUGCCUGUGCCCAUAGGAAAUUUCCAGAAGUUUCCAAAACAAGCAGGAUCUACCGUACAGAUAGAAACAGUAGGUGCCCCAGGGUAAUCAUGAAAUUGGAGACAUUAGAGCCAACAGGUUGUCCUUCCUGAUCUUGGUCAGGAUUAGGGGACCACACCAUGGUGCAUUUGGCUGAUUAUGCUUACAUGGGGUGCUUUUGUGGAAGGUUGGAACUCAAUACUGUACCAGUUCUUCCAGAGGCUAGGGACAUGUCCAGGCUCCUGUCUUGGAUGUGGUUUCAAUCCUAGGGGAUAUGGAAUGCAAAGUUGGCAUUGUCUGCUUUGUAGAGUGAGCUAUCUGUGGGCACUGGAGGGCCUACUGUGUUGGUCACCCAGAAUGCCUUCCUGGGUUCCUACAUUGUCUCCCGUGUCCAUCAUGAUGAAGCCUUACAGUGAGCCUUGACCCUUGUCUUCUUACUAUGUUGGUCUUCCCUUUCUGUGUGUAUCUCUUCCAGGGUACCCAUUGUCUCCUGUUUUGGCUUUACCAGCCAGAUGUUUUGGCUCCAUUUUGGCUUUACCAGCAUCAUUUAUAUACUCAUCUGACUGACUUCAAAGCUGUCCUUGUGCUGUUGGGCCCCGACAGUCCAGCACUAUUCCUGGACACCCAUGUUCACGCAGCCCAGUCUUGAACAGGUUCCUCUUCACCUCAGCCUUGGAUGUGCUGGGCUGUGUUCUUUGGUGUUGUGUUCUACAUUCUGGGCUACUUGCAAUUAUCCUGGGCUCCCAUAUUCCGGGAGGCUGAAACUCAGGGCUUCUAGAGUAGCAAGUUGUGUGUGUCUGCAUCUCCUCUUAUCUUAUCUCAGAGCCAGUUGCUACAAUCAGAGAUUGAGAUGUUUACCUGAUGGAACCUGCUGCUGACUGCCAAGGAACCUCACUCAGCUCCUUGGGUGGCACACAGGGAAGACACUAUUUCUCUUAUAACCUGGCCUUGCUGUUUGCCUUCUGCCUUGGGUAAGCUUAGGUUCAGAGAUUUUCUUCUCAGGAGGAUGCAGACACCACUGACUCUGGAGGCUGUUGAGAUUAGGAUUCAGUGGUCUUAGUCUUAGUAGCUAACAUGUAAAUAACACACAAGUGACAAGGCAGUGGUUCAUCUAGCUCCCCUGCCAUCCUGGAUUUCCUGAAGGAACAUCUCUCCAGUCCAGUCCAGUCUGGCCAAUCUUAGGGUUUUGUUUUCCUGGUCAGUAACUAGUGCAGGGAAGCACUAUGACCCAACAGGCACUUGUGCAAGUUGUAGCACUUUGUUGGUGGGAUUGGGGUCAAUAAUGGGAAAGACUUAAGAUGCUUGCUGCUGAGUCAGGACAGAAUUAUAAGAGUACUUUGGAUCCCAGGUUCUGACUUGAGCAGCCUCUUACUGUCCUUGGCUAGUGGUUAGCACCUGAGCUCUUGCUCUGUUCCCUAUCACUGCACUCUUUUGCUUUUCUCCCUCUUUUACUUUCUCCUGUGCUUUGGGUUGAGAGUUCUCAGCAGAGCAGCACAGUGUGCAAGUUGCUUUUGGCAAUUGGAUCCAUCUUGUGCUCCUUCAACCUCUGACAGGCCUGCUAUUUCCCUCCUCAGUUCCUGUUGAGGGAAGGAAUGGUGGUUGGCCUCUUGUCUUGCUAGUGUGGAGUGAACCUGUUCAUCCUGUGACCAAGUCACAGGUAGGUAUGUGUUCUUUCUUCUGAGCACAGUAGUGUCUAAGCUGAGGGUUGGGUUUGGGGUGGAAAUUAAGUUUUCACGAGGCCUGGGCAUACGUAUAUUUGGCAGUGUGGGUGUUGAAGUAGCAGAACCUGGCAGACCCUUUGGACCCACUACCUUGGUUCUUCCUGCAGUUUGACUGACCUGUGUAUGUCACUCACUCUCACUGAGUGUCGAGGUUGUGCAUGUUUUUGGGCAGGACCUGACAUGUUGAACCUCUUGGGCCUUGAGUGCAUGAGUACACAUGUUCUGAGUCAUCUCACUUACCUUCUAGUGACCUUGGAAUGUCUUAAUGUUUCCAAGCUUGGGUGCCUAUUGUGAUAUGGGGCUAGUAUCAUCCUGUGGGGUCCUAGAUGUUGUGGUAAGAUUAAAAAAGGGCUCCUGCGCCUCUCCUCUCCACACUGGGCCCCAACUGGCAUUAGUUCUGGCACUGUAGGGCCGUAUAGAGUUAACCUUAAUUUAUCUCAGCAGUGGCUGGCUUCAGUGUGGCACUACAUUAGUGUUAGCCUAGCUAUCUUCUAGCCCCAGUGGUCUCUCUGCUCCCAUUGCUAGGAACUCUCUGGUUCCAGCCACCCACCAGGUAAAAUCAAGAUUUACAUGUUAAACAUUCAGUCCACAAUACAUCCACAGAAUAAAUUCACUGCCAAUUAAUAAAGAUAGAAACCACCCACCUAGACAAGAUACAAUUGACCUAGACCACCUGAAUUGUUACCAUCUUCCUCUGUCGUUUCCAUCUUGAAUCCUCUCCUUCCUAGACUUUUCCCCGCCUACCCUUCCUUCUAAUCCAGUGAUAGGCUAUGCCUUAUCCUGGGCUUACCUUGCUGCAUAAUGACAUUAUCCUACUCUAGGUGUGAUGGUGGUAGCAGUGCCUGGCUUCUGUUUAAGUCAUCGUGCUCAUGAGAGAUCUGUUGCCUUUCCCUCUCCAUGAGGAAGGGGGUUAAGGCCUCUUUUCUAGAGAUCAGAUAGCCAGAAGAGUCCAAGGUAGGACCCCCAACUCUACGUGUGCCAAGUAGACUUUCAGGAUGGAUUUCUGUUCCCAAAUCCCCCACAUGCUUCCUGAAACUCUUGGUUUUAAACAGGACCUUGGGGUGUAGAUCAUGCUUGGCCUGGAACUUAUAUUCACUCCUGUCUCGGCCUGAGUGCCUAGGUGGGGGGAGGGGGAGCUUUAGAAGAUACCACAGCUAGGUCCUUGCUAAGAAGUCUUUUAAGGGACAGGAGAGAAAUGGCCAUGAAGACAGUGUCAGUUCCCACAAUGUGCUCACUUGUGUUAGGCGGGCCACUUUACAGGUGUAAGACACUGAGGCCUAGUGAAGCUCUGCAGCUGACCACUUCCCAGUGUGGGGCUGUGAGCCUGACCUGUCCACCCUCAGAGCCUUAGUUCAACAGGUACAUCUGUUCACCCAGAAAGGUACCCAGGAUACCAGUGUGCUGAGCUGGAUAGAUACUUCUGUGGCCUUGAGCUACCUAGGCUUGUGUGAUGCAGAGGAUCUGCUGUUCCUUUUAGCCAAAUAUGGUCUUUGUGAUAUCCAGGAGCUCCUGAGCCAGUCAGUGGGGUCUCAUGAUGAGAAUUUACUCUUUAAGUAUGGGUUGAUGGUGGGGCUUGAUGGCAGCUGAAAUCCUCUGAAGCUGUACCCUAUCCUGAUAAAGGAAGACAGAUGGGAAGAAGGAAACAUUUAAUAUGCAAUAUUGGGGGUUCAGCCUAGGUUGAAUCUCUUUAGCUGUGCACUUUGAGCAAAUGACAUCAGAUAUGUUUGCAUCACCACAGGUCUUUGCAAACGGGAAGGGCAAGCCUGUCCUGUAUUCCCCAAAUAGGAGCUGAACCAGGGCAGCCCCUUCCCAUUUUUUCAGGAACAUGAUCAAUCCCUAGGAAGAGUAUAGGCAGCUGCCUGAAUGGUUUCUACAGGUGCCAUGUUUGCUUGUUUAGAGACAGUAUUUAGGGGUACCAGUCCUGCCACACAGCUCCACACACUGGAGAGACUCCAUCCUUGGAAAAGGAAGACACUAAGACUUCAAGAGAGAAGAGAUGUGUCUUAGGAUUUCCAUUGCUGUGAACAGACAUCAUGACCCAGGCAUUAUAAAGGACAAAGUUUAAUUGGGACUAGCUUACAGGUUCUGAAGUUCAGUCCAUUAUCAUCAAGGUGGGAGCAUGGCAGCAUCUAGGCAGGCCUGGUGCAGGAGAAGCUGAGAGCUCUACAUCUUCAUCUGAAGGCUGCUAGCAGAAUACUGACUUCCAGGCAGCUAAGAUGAAGGUCUUAUAGCCCACACCUACUUCACCAAAGGCCAUACCUAUUCCAAAAGAGCCUUACCUUCUAAUAGUGCCUAGGCAUAUGCAAACCAUCACAGGAUGCUCUUCAUUACCUUGUUUUCACACAGGGGCUUGCUCUUUAGUCCAGACUGCCUGAAACCUCAGGCCUCAAGCCUCUUACUGCUUGGGUGGUAUUCACUGCAUUCAGGCAAGGCGUGUUUCUUUGAAAGGUGGUGGGUACACGAAGGUUGAAGACCUCACUGGAAUUUUCUCGGUGCCUUUGUACUGUAGUAGCAAACAGGAGAUUAAAAUAGAAGGGGUUUUUAGGAAGUAGUUCCCUUCUGUGUUGAGAGUAUAUUCAGUUAACAGUUGAAGAGAUCAUGGGCAGAGGAAUGUUGGUAACAUUGAUACUCCAAAAACAUACUUAUUCAUACACAUGGGAAGAUUGGUAUUGGCAGGCAGUUCGAAUACCAUUCUAUAUCUCCUAGGUAGCCUGCCUGCAGCUCAGAGCUACUGUCACUCUUUUGGAAAGUAUGUAGUAAGAGCCAUAGCCAUAUUCUGGUCCUUUGACCCCAUAAUUUUACCAGUGGAAAUGUGUUUACUAUGCAGGAGUGUUUUCAGUAGCAGUGUUAGUGGGGGCAGUGGGAUAAACAUAUCAGUUGUGUUCAUUGCUGGCAUGGGAGAAGCUGGAGCAGUGAGGGAUGGGUAAGAGACUUCAAGUCCCUGCACACUUGCUUCUGCUUCUACAGAAGUGCUUCUCAACCUCUGGGUCACAACACUUCCAUGGGGAUUGCAUAUCAUUUAUUUAUAUUAUGACUCACACAGCAGCAAAACUAUGUGUAUGAAAUAGCAAUGAAAUAAUUUUAUGGUUGGGGUUCCUACAACAUGGGGAACUGUAUUAAAGGGUGGCAGCAUUAGGAAAGUUGAAAACCACUUUAUUGGGGAGUGAAUUGUUCCUGAGAUUGUAGUCAACAGUUUUAACAAUAUUGAUUUUUUUUUUUUUGGUGAGUUUUUUUGGGGAGGCUGUUGAGACAUGAUGUGUGAUAGUUUUAUGCCAACUUGACACAAGCUGAAGUCAUCUGAAAGGAGAAACCUUAGUUAAGAAAAUGCUUCCAUGUUGGGUAUAGCAGACACCUUUAAUUCUAGCGCUCAGGACUCAGAGGCAGGUGAUCUCUGCUUUUUAAGGCCAGCUUGGUCUACAGAGUGAGUUCCAGAACAGUCAGGACCUGUCUGGAAAAACUGAAAAUAAAAUAACAAAAACUUCAUAAGAUCAGGCCAUUGGUAUACACAUAAGAUAUUUUCACAGCACCUGACUAUGAUUUGCCUCAUGGUCUAGCAGGGGCAUGAUUUUGCCAGCUGCAGAUAGUUUCUGUAAUUGUGUGAUAUUUGGAAUUCUGGGUCUUUUAGAGGCUAUUUAAACACUAGGCCACAGAGAGGAUGUUGGGUGGUUGGUUGGUUGGUGUUGGUUGCUGUUGGUCAUGGUUUGUUAAGUAAUCAUGUGUAAAGGAGGGAGAGAGGGAGGUGAGAGGAGGGGAAGGAGGAGGAAGAGGAAGAAAAGAAAGAAGAGGAGGAGGAGGAGGAGAAGAAGAAAUAAUAAUAGAUAUCCUGACUGUGGCGCUAGAAGGAUGGCUCAGAGGUUAAGAGCACUGACUGCUUUUCCAGAGGUCCUGAGUUCAAUUCCCAGCAACCCACACGGUGGCUCACAACCAUCUGUAGUGGGAUCUGAUGCCUUCUUCUGGUGUGUCUGAAGAGAGCAAUAGUGUACUCACAAACACAAAAUAAAUUUAAAAAAAACUUUUUAAAGAUAUCCUGACUGUGAAGAUCAAACUUGCCCCAAGGAACUCAGCAUCCCCAAUCAGCAGGAAGUAUUCUAAUGAUAACAUCACCCCAUUUCUUCUUUUUUUUUUUUUUUUUUUUUUUUUUCCGGAGCUGGGGACCGAACCCAGGGCCUUGUGCUUCCUAGGCAAGCGCUCUACCACUGAGCUAAAUCCCCAAUCCCUAUCACACCAUUUCUGACCACUGACUUCAUUCAGGAAUCUCUUUUCUACCUUUUUCUCUCUUGGGUGGGGGGGUGUUAAAAGGGUGAAAGAAAAACCCACAAAGUAGCAAAAGACCAGUUAUACCAGCUGGCCUUGAACUUAGAGAUCCUCCUGCCUCUGUCUCAGUACUGGAGUUAAAGGCUUGUGCCACCUUCACCCCCGACAGAGUUUUUGGUAAGAAAAUUGUGUCUGUAAAUAUCACUUUUGUGUUAGGAUGUGGCUUUGAUGAUAUUGUAGAGAAGUAAUAUUCAAAUGAGGAUAAGAUUUAGAACUGCCUUUUUAGUCAGCAUUGGAGGUUUUAUAGGCGUUGGAGCUGGGCAUGGUGACACACACCUUAAUCACAGAGGUGAGCAGAUUCUGUGUUUGAGACCAGCCUGGUAGUGAAAUUUGUCCUGGCCCCCCUCCCCCCCCAAAUGGUAAGAGUUGGAUCUAGACUCUAGGUCUUGCUGUCUUCGUUUGUCUAAAUGUGAAAUAUGGUAGCACAAAUGGGUUUUAAUUUCAUUCAGACUUAUUUCUAGUAUUUCAGUGUGGAAUUAGUGUAGCAGUGGUGAGCUCUUCAGAGAAACCCUGUUGGACAAAGUUUCACACCUAUGUCCAGGCAUCCCCUUUUGGUUCCAGAACCUUGAGUACUAAGUACAUAGAUACUGAAGUUUCAUAUAUAAAAUGAGUAGUCUGUAUACAUCUAUAAAUACCCACAUGGAAUUGAUUUAUGGAUUUAGAAGUUUGAAACGGGCUAGCCUUGAACUCGUGCCACUCCCGACUUAGCCUCCCAAGUGUUGUGGUGACUGGUAUGCAGCACUAUGGCUAGCCACAUAUUCUCUGAAUCAUCUGAGUGAUUUGUAUGUAGUACAGGAUAAAUAGUAUGAGUGGCUGCUGUAUUGUAAUAAGGAAAUGCUGACAAAGGUGCUUACCCAAUAACCUGACUGCUUCCUUCUAGACACACAUAUUGGAAAAGAGAACUGAUGUCUGCAAGUUCUCCUCCAAUCAUACAUACACAAAUAGUGUACAUGCAGACAGACAUGCAUAAAAUAAAAACCAAGCCUAGCUUCAUUUACAAAUAACAUUGUUAGGGCUAUUGCACAGGAGUUUUCAGAUUCCAAGGUCAUAAGGUACAGCCCCGUUAUCUUGUCUGCCACCAUCCUGUACCAGUUGAUGGCUUCCAGCCCUAAGUGGGGCUGGGAAGCCUGCCUGCUCCACACCGUUUGCUCCAAAUGUAUAUGUUAGGACCUACAUACAGAAACAAAGAUGAGGUAAAUACUGUAAAAUUGACAGGAAGUAGUGUUUUGAGUUUUAUUUACUUUAAGUUUAUGUAAUUUAAUUCUUCAUACUGAGUCCCGAGGUUCCAGCACCACAGUACUAAAGAUUAGCACAAGCUUUGUGUAUGCAGGUGGAGAACUGGCUGCCCUGAUGCCUCUUGUCUGUAGCUGGGUUGUAGGCUGUAGGACAGUGUCUGCUUUUACAAUUGUCUCCUGGAAUGUUUCUCUCAUUUCUUCUUGACCACAUUCAUUGAAGAGUGUAAGCUGAGGCACAGGGUGUUGGUUGUGCUUGCUUUGCAGCUUCACUGAGGAUCUAUGGAUUUGGGACAAAACGGUGACCUGCUGUCCUAGCCCAGCAGCAUAACUCUUAGUGCAUCCACAUGGUUGGCCAAAGAAGGAAUUCAAGUCCUUCGAGGAAGGGGUAGGACAGAUUGAUUUGGGUAUCUGCUCGCUUCUCAAAACAGGAAUGGUGUAUUUCGAUGUUCCUCAUUGUUAUCAUUGAACAGCCACCUGUCAGCACUGUGCUGUGUAUAACCCAGAUGCUUUGGACUUCCACCUGUAGAUAGCUUUCCUCUAUGUUGGAGAGCUAGGUGCCUCCCCCUGGGAAGUCAGGAGCUUAUUUCCUGGGCCACUCCACCCAGGUGACUGACCUCACCACUGGGCCACUCAGAAUUGACUGGGCCUAGGCAUGCCAUAUGUUCUCCUGCUUUCUAGAAAGAAAACCCAUCCUCAUUGCGUCUUCAGGGUGCUUUGUGCUGACAGCAUGGGUUUCUUUUUCUGGUUAGUCUUGAAUGCCUAGAGUCAUAGCAUCCUCUCCUUCUGGGAACUAUGCUCCUCAUUAUGCUCCUCCUUGAGGUGGCUCAGGACGGUGGAUCUGAAUGGUGUGAUCUGAGAGAGGUGAAGUUAUAGCACACUUCUGCCCAGUUGUGUCGUGGGCUCUUGGGUGCAUGCCCCAAACUUUGGCAGGCUUGCAUUUGGAAUGAAUGAAUUCUGAGGAGUUUCCAUCUGCCCUGUGCCUAUCCCUUUUCCACACACAGCAUCUUGCACCUGCUCUUCUCCCCAUUUGACUGUAUCUGGGAGCUGCUAUGUAGUGAGAAUUCUGGAAUUUUGGUUUCCCAAAAUAUGUAUGUAUGUAUGUAUGUAUGUAUGUAUGUAUGUAUGUAUGUAUGUAUAUUGUAAGAAUGUGCAUUCCCCCACCCCCAACUUUACUUAUGUAAGUACAUUAGCUGUCUUCAGACACGGCAGAAGAGGGCAUCAGAUACCUUCAUAGAUGGUUGUGAGCCACCACGUGGUUGCUGGGAAUUGAACUCAGGACCUCUGGAAGAGCAUUCAGUGCUCUUAACUGCUGAGCCGUCUCUCCAGUCCCAGAAUGUACUUUUCUUUUAAUCCCAGGUAUGGACAUGCUCUAGUAGAAGCAUGGUUUUGCCAGCUGCAGAUAAUUUCUGCAACUGUGUGUGACAUUUGGAAUUCUGGAAACUUUUUAGAGGUUAUUUUAAAUUCUAGGGCCCUGAAAAGAGGCAUGGGUGGUAGUUGGUCAUUUAGAGAUGUUGGUUGCCAUUUAUUUGUCAGUAGCUGUGGUCAAAGAAGGGACAAAGGAAAGCCAUUAGAUUCAGGGAUCCCCCGCCUCUCUGCCUCCUUCCCUGCUUUAUAUUUGCUUCCUCAUAUUUAACUAGGGACUGUAACAAGGAGAAUAAGGGUAAGAAGAAGAACCUACAAAGUAGCAAAGACCAUUUACAGGUGGCCCCUACCAUGAGGCUUGAAGUUAAAAGAUUAAAAUGGAAAAUUAGAUUUCAGAUGGCGUAGAGAAAAUGGCAGGGGACGAAGGAAUGACUUUUGAAAAAUUUUUUUAACAAGACGCCAACAAAAAAUUUAUUAUGACUGCUGCCACUGGGAUAUCCCCUGUUUUGUUCCCAGAGAAAUUUUUCUUUUUCUUUGUAUGUUCUGUUUCAAAAAAGGUUGGGAGAAUGACUAAGCAGUUGGAAAGUUGUGGGUGGAAGUGGACAGACCUGAGAAAAAUGGCUGAAAUGGGAAAACAAAAGAGGUCACUCUGCUUCCUCCUUUCUUAAAGGGUUGCAGAGUUGGCUGUGCAACUGGAGAGGUUGGGGAGGAGGUGGAAGCACUUGUGAGAAAGAAACACAGGGGAAGAAAGAACAAAUGGGUCAACCCUGGUGACUGAGCAGGUGAGCGGGAGUUUCCUGCUGGAGGAAAGAGAGGAAGAAACUCUUCCAGCUGACAAAGUGACAGGGCAAUCUGAUGAAGCAGCCUAUUUCCAAAGAAAGGGUUAAUCUUGAACCAGCUGAACCACCAGAGUGGAAGGAAGGAGAGGUGACCCAGGGUCAGGAGAUCAACACCAUUUACUUCGCCAGUAGUCAUAUAGCAUAUGCCUGCUAAUGGUGUGGAACAAGGUUAUGACAAGAUCGGAUGGUCCUAUAGCAAUGAUAGACCCAAGGCGGUUUUAAAGAGGCCAUGGUUUCAUAUGGGAUGCACUUGCCUUAUGUGAAACAAAUUCUACUGGGCUACUCAAACUAGAAUUAUUCCUGAAGACUGGAAGGGAUUGGUAAGGGCUGUACUAGAGACUGCUCUACAGUUGCAAUGGUUACCAUGGUGGAGGGAAGAAGACAUCAAUAUUAAACAAUGAAAUAGAGUGAGGGGAAUGUAGUAAAAGACCAGCUACUAUAUUAAGGCUAGUCUGAUAUACAAGAACAGAUUAAUUUUGAUGAUGCUACUAGAACGAUGUUGCUUAGUGACUUUGAGAGCUUGGGACAAAGUUAAGGAGUCUGAGGAAAAGUCCAUCUUAUUUACAAAGAUUAUGCAAGGCUCAGAAGAAACCUUGAAUGAUUUUCUUUUUAAAGAGUUAUUUAUUUUAUGUGUAUGAUUACACUGUCACUGUUUUCAGACACACCAGAAGAGGGCAUCAGAGCCCAUUACAGAUGGUUGUGAGCCACCAUGUAGUUGCUGGGAUUUGAACUCAGUACCUCUGGAAGAGCAGUCAGUACUCUUAACCACUGAGCCACAGCCACAGCCUGCUUUCACUGAUUUUUUUAUUUAAUUAACAGAUUAGUGUUAGCUGUGAACAAAGUCGUAUCAGACCCUGAAGCAAGGCAGGUGUUGAUAGAGACCUUGGAGUUUGAAAAUGUGAAUGUAGAAUGUAAAAAGGUUAUUAGACCAUUAAAGGUAUGAGCAAUGCCUAUAGAUGAAUGGAUAAAGGAUACAACCAAUAUUGGUUUUAACAGGCACUAUGCUAAAGUUAUAGGUCAGGGUAUAGGUCUCCAAUAUCAAAAUGCCCAGUGCUUCACUUGCAUAAAAUAUGCAAAGUAAAGUGACUAAGCCCCCAAAGGUUUCAGAUCUCAAAAGGGUGCUUUAAUUGUGGGAAAUAUGGGCAUUUGUAACAAAAUUGUGAACAAGGCAUCUCUAAGGACAAUGUUUUUUCUAAAUAUGAAUUAGAAAGAAGGCUUAGGCGUCCAGGAGCAUACAGGCAAUGUAGCAAGGGUUGCUAUUGAACGGACCAAUGAGUGUGAAUCCAAAAGAGAUAUUCAAAGUAAUUUCUAAUCAGAAGUGGCCUUGGAGGCCUGGCUCAGGGCUCCACAACAAAUUCUAGGAGCCAGUUCAGCCAAGGGUAAUAUGCAGACUGAAAAAUCUCCAAUCAGCAUUGGAGAUUCAAUGCAGGACACUGCAGGCAAAUGCUGCUCUAGACUUGGCCACAGAUAGAAUCUUACCCUAUUCUCCAAAACUCAUUGUUAUAAAAGAAGUACUGGAGUUCAUGGUCCUUUUCCCUCAGAGACAGUAGAGAUGAUUUUGGGAAGGAGUUGAAAGUGAAGAUUUCAAAGGAGACAAUAAAUUUUGGCUGAUGUAGAAAGAGAGAUAAUUUGAUGCAGGUGAUAGGAUUCCUCAGCUAUUAUUGUCUCCCUACAUUGAAGGCAAAGCCACUCCAGUAGAAAUAGCAGGCAAGGUCUCCUGAAAACCUUGGCCACUGACCUGAAAAGCACUUAUUUCACUGAAAAUGUCUCUUUAUAAUUUCCCACUACACCCAGCAUAAUAAAAGGCUUAAAACAGAAAAGAGGAAUGUGGUGACAAUUUGGGAAUUUUGGUUUCUAAAAAACACAGUGUUGCAGGAUAUUUGACCGAAUUUUGAACCCUGAGAUUUGUUAUUUAUUGAAAAAAACUUGUUUCUAGUUGUGGUGUGGCUCAGCCUUAGCACACACUUUAAUGGCUCUGGCUGGAACACAGACACACCCUUAUUACACACCUUAAUCCCAAACAAUGAAGAAAAGUUUGUAGAAGAAAUGUUUGAAAGUGAUGUUUAAUUGAGUGGCAGACAAAGUUACAAAUCAGAGAAAGAUUUGACAGAAUGGGAUCUGCCUAAUUCUCUCAAGGAGUGGAAAGAGAAGCUAGUUAAGGGGCAGUGCAAAAAAAAGAGGAGACAGUUUUGCAGAGACAGGUUGAAGAGAGCACAAGCUAGGCACAGAUAAAGGCAGAGUGAGCCAGGGGAUGAGAAGGAGCCAGAAGAGUAGAACAGAUUGCUAGAGUUAGUUUGAAGCCAAGUAGAGCAAUUUAGGAGAAGCUGAGAGAAGCCAGAUUGAAUCAGUCAUCGUGGAGAGGAGGUUGAGCCAGAACAGCUGAGUUGAAUCAGCCAGCCAGAGUUCAGAAAGAACUAGAAAGGGUGAGCUUAUUCUGAAGUAAGUCGUAGAGGUUGAAAACAUUCUAGGCCUAGAUUAGAUUGUAUGUAGGCUAGAAGCUUCCAGGACUAGGGUAGCAGAUAGAAGCAGUUAGACUCUGAGACAACAAUUACCUCAGGUGAAUAAAAGUUACAUUUACAACACAGAAAUAAGAAUGUGCUUUCAUUUUAAUCCCAGGUGCAGGGAGGUGGGGCUGCUUCAAAUAUCUGCAGUAGCUGACUAUGAUUUGCCUUGUGUCCUAGCAGAAGUGUGGUUUUACCAGCUGUAGAUAAUUCUGGUGAUUGUGUGACAUUUGGAAUUCUGGGAUGUUUUCAGAGAAUUUAGAAAUGCUAGGGCCCUGAGAGAGGGUGGUGGUAGUUGUUAGUCAUUUAGGGAGGUCAGGUGUAGUUUGUUUGAAGCCAUAAAAGAAGAAACAAAAGGAAAGAAAUUAGAUUCAGGAAUUUUCCUAAUUCCUUUCUCUCCUAUUUAGUGUUAUGGGGGUGAAACAGGAGGUGGGGUAUAAAGAGUGGCAAAAAGAACUCACAAAGUAGGGGUUGGGGAUUUAACUCUGGGUUCGGUCCCCAGCUCCAGGGGGACAAAAAAAGAAGAAGAAGAAGAACUCACAAAGUAGCCAAGACCAGCUAUACUACACUACUCUUCAUGAUAUUCCAUCUGUGUGUGUGUGUGUGUGUGUGUGUGUGUGUGUGUGUGUGUGUGUGUGUGUGUGUGUGUGUAGCUGGUGGUGUGCCCCCAGUCACUAUGGGCAAAGUGUGGGGACCAGCGGAGAGGCCCUGUAAGCAGGCUCCUGGCUCUUUAGCUCUCCAUUGCCUGUGUCUGACAUGUUUUCUUUUGUAGUUCACUAUUCCAGUGGUCACUUAUCCCUGCCAGCUCUCCUCAGUCUGAGACCUCUGGCCUCACUGCUGCCUUAGCCACUACCCUUGUGUCCAAAGCUGUGUGGUAAAAGCUAUAUUUGGGGGUGGGGGUGGAGAUGAGGCUCCACGAUAGAGCACUUACCUAGCUUAUGUAGGGUCCUGACUCCAGUACUCCCAAAACUAACACAUAUGGAGCUAGAGGCUAGCUGCUCUGAAAGAGGACCUAGGGACAGACAGUUCCUAGCACCUGUCUAGUGGCUAACAACCAUCUGCAGGUGUAGUUCCAGGAUGCCUUCUUACCAGGCAUGCAUCUAUCUGGUCUUCACACAUAAAUACAUGCAGGCAAAACACACACACACACACACACACACACACACACACACACACACACACACGAAAUAAGUAAGAAUGCAUGUUCAGAGCGCAAGGCCCUGGGUUCGGUCCCCAGCUCCGAAAAAAAAAAAAAAAAAAGAAAAAAAAAAAGAAUGCAUGUUCAGGAGGGCUUUCCUCGCUGUGUUCUCCUAGUCUGUCUGUCCAGUUACCACAGUUGCCUUUGUAGACCUGUUAUCUUUCCUUACAGCACAGGCAUCUGUUUCAGGUUGACUUUGUGAUAGAAUAUUGAUAUAUGUCUUGAGUCCUAGGAUAAGACUCUGAUCUACAUUUUGAUCCAUCUGACAUCCUGACACCUGAGUGCCUAGUGUUGUCUAGAGUGAGAAUAUUCCCAUUCCCUAAAAAUCCCAGUCAGCACCCCAAUUGGCAACAUCCUAUCCAGGCAGCUGGUUCUAUUUCAUAGUGAAGUGUGUUUUCCUGGAGAAGAGACAGUGGUCCUGGAUGGACAGGUUUCCAAGGCCCCCACCCCCAGUAACUAUGUAAACUCGUUGCCUUGAGCAGGCCUUGAUUGCUGUACAUUGUGAAACUCAGCCACCUUCCUUGUGGAUUUGAGACCGUGUCUUUGCAGUGGUGGUCCAUUGUGUUCUUCCUGGGAUAGGUAAGGUGAAGGAAGGCAAGGCACUGAGUAGUUUCUGUUUCCUGUGGGAAAGCCACCCCAGAACCCUCUUUCUUAGCAGAACGAGGUCUAGGUAGAGUUUACAUAGAUGAGCUAUAGAUGGAAGCAGUGAGUCCCAGCAAACCAGGCCUCCUGACCUUCUGUAGCCUUGUCUAUGGGAAAGCUCUGGUCACUCAGGACAGACUUCCAGUGGCUCACAGUUCCAAGAGCAAGGCCACUUUCCUGCAGUGACUUCCUGAGGCAGACUGACAGAAUGGAGUCUCUUGUGCAUUGUGGGCACUAAAAAUGUCUGGUGGUGUGUAACUUUAAUUUUUUUCAAAUUUUAAUUUUAAUUUUUAAGGAAAGUUCUUAAUGCUUUGACACACUUGUAGCCCACUACCUACCAGAGGUAUUGGGAAAAAAGGAUACAGGGGAAGUAGACCUGUUUAGAAAGGUUCUUUGGAAUAAUUCCUGUCUGGAAAUCAGCAGUUGAGUUCACAGGUCAGCAACAGCCGAAGUCCAGUUUGGUGGAGUCGGGAUAGCAAACACGAAUCAGCAGCAGUGGCACUACCUAGCAGAGACAGCCAGGCCUCAGCCUUGGCACGAGGGACCCAGAGGGAUGCUAGGAGAACGUGUUCCAGCUGUACCUCUCUCAAGGAAGUGAAGAUCAGCAAAGACGCGAGACCCACAAGCAUUGCACAGCUAGCUUUAUAAGCAAACUUCGCUUUCUUUCAGUUCUUUUUAUACCACCCCAAACUUCACGUGUCCUCCAUGUGUCUCACUUCAGCAUGUGUCUGUGUCUCAGCUGACAUCACUCUGCCAGUCAGCCCAAGUCCGAGGAAUUAACAAGAAACUGCAGCACACCUCCAGAAGUUUUUUGGUGUGUUUCUUUCUAUGGAGUCCAGACAAAUGCAGCUUGACUAUACAAUGUAAGGUGAACCACUACGUGUGUGUUGUUAGUGAAGAAUCCUUCAUUAUGUGUCCUUUCAUGUGCUCACUUUAGCAGAACAGCCUUUCUGUGUCUGCUUCAGCCAAACGUUCCUUCACAAGUCUGCCUUCGUCUUUCACCUUUGGGAAGACAUUCCUUCAUGUGUUUCCCCUAGCAAAACACCAUCCAACAUAGCUCACUUCCCAAAGAACCCUUAAGUUUCCAUUUCAGUGGUAGAUUCUGCAGAAAUAGAUUUGCAGGGACAGCUAGUGUUGGUGUCCUUAAGCACAGUGUGUGUCCUUCACAUCUCUCUACUCAGAGCUAUGCAUGCAGGAUGUGCACAGGAAGCUUUGGAUUCUGUCACCAUCACCAAGUCAUAGGGGCCCCACCUCACAGAUCCCACCUGCUUUACUCAAUCAGCAUGGUCAGGUCUGGGAGGGAACUCAGAGGUGGAGCUGGUGUGGUUUUUGGAAAGCAUGCCUGUCCAUGACCCCCAGACACCAAGGCAACUCCAGUUAGGUUCUUGAACUUGGGUGUGGAGAUUAUAACUAUGGCAGAGGUCCACUGCCCACAUCUAUAGUUCCUGCUAAGUUGUGUAGUGCUCACAACCCCUGCUUAAUUGUGCCUCCCAUCCUAUGUUUUCAUGGCUUUCCAGGUCUGGAUAGGGGAGCAGACACACAUGCUUCCAGGAACAUGACCUGCUCAGGCACUCACAGCAGGAGCUGGUUUUGUCAGGAUUCAGGGCCCAGCACCCUCUUUUGAUUGCCCCUGUUUGGGGUCAUGUGAUGACCCCCCCCCACCCCCAACAGUUGCAGUUCCCUUUGCAAAAGAGCAGAGAGCCCAGGAGUGACUUGGGGACCAUACCGUUCAGGGUAUUAAAGUUUUAACAGAAGAACCUGUAGUGCUCAGGCACUAAGGCCCAGCUAGGGAUCCCACAUCUGGCGUGUGUCUAACUUGGGAUAACAUGCACGUGCCACACAUGAAACUUGACUGCAAGCAUGUUUACAUUUUAAGGUAAUUGUUGAGGCAAACUGUGUAGAUUUGUUUACCCAUCUGCCUCCCCAGUGUGGGGAUAAAGGCAUUGGAUACAAGGCCUGGUUUCUUCAAUACUUUUUCUUUUUCAAGGCAGAGUGCACAGGCUCUUCUGGAACUGGCUUUCCAUAGACCAGGCUGGCCUUGAAGUCACAGAGACUGAGAGAUUUGACAGCCUGGGUCUCCCGUAUACUGGGAACAAAGGCUGGCUUCUUAAGUAUUUUUAAAUGCACACCUCAGCAUUGCCAACUGUAACAUUCAGCCAUAAAUACUAUUCAUCCAACUCCAUCCCGCCCACACAGGAUCUCUCUCUGUAGCCCUGGCUGUGCUAGAACUCACUGUGUAGACAAGGCUGGCUUUGGACUCACAAAAGUUCUGCUGCUGCCUACCAAGUGCUAGAUUAAAGUUGUGUGCCACCUGGCCUGGCUCUUUUUUAUUUUGUAAAGCCCAAACUCUGUGCUUGCUAAAUAUGCCUCCUUAUCCUCCUGCCUAGCCCCAACAGCCACCCUCAUUCUUCUUAUUUCUGGUGUUCGUGACCUUGCCCCUUCAGGUGUAUCACAUGAGUGGAAUCGCAGAGGCUGGCUUUUGUUGUUUUUUACACAUGACUUGUUUGACUUAGCAGAAUGUGCUCAUGAUUUACCCACAGCAUAGCUUAUCUCCCCAUUUUCUUCCUUUUUCAGGAUGAAUUGUAGCAUUCCACCAUCUGAGUGGACCAUUGUCUGUUCAUCAGUCUGGAUAGAUGCUGGCUAUAUCUAUAGGUUGGCAGCUGUGGAUGGUACCACUGUGAGUGGAGAUGUAAUCAUCUGCCUGGAUGGGUUUCUUCUUUCAGUUCAGUGUGUAGUGUAUUAGUUACUUCUCUGAGUUGUUGUAAAAUUAUAAAAAAUAAAAUCACUGUCUUUUAUCCCCCACUAGGUCUGUCACCGAAGUGCCCCAAGAUAUCUGCUGGAUAUCUUGCCAGAAGCACACAUUCCAAUUCUGUGGCAGCCCAGACUAGCCGCCCCACACUCCCUUACACUUAAAUCUACACAUGAAAGAACACACAACACAAUAACCUUUGAUCCAAUUGAUAGAUAUAGUUGCACGCCCAAACAUACAAAGCCCUGUACACAUCCAUCCCUUAAGAGCAUUCGUGACAACCUGUAAAGGUACAGCGUGGAAUCUUAACGUCAGCCUCCAUGUUGUCCCACUAUGGCUUCUCUCCUUCCUCUCUUCUGUUCCCAUCUCGUCCUUUUCCUUCAAACUUUUCUCCCACUCAUCCAUCCUUCUCGUCUAGUGACAAGCUUCAUUCUCCUGUGUACCUGCCUCACCUGUGACAUCAUCCCACAUCUCUGUUGCUGUGAUCCUAGAAGUUUGUUUGGCCCUCCUGUCCAAAGGGCUAAGAGUUUAACCAUCCAGCUAGGUUUGAUCCCAGCCUUUGGGAAGUAGAGGCAGGGGGAUCUCUGUGAGUUUGCUAGCCUGGUCUAUAGAGUGAGUUCCAGGAUAGCUAGGGCUACACAGAGAAACCCUGUCUUGAAAAACCUUGGGGGUGGGGGGGACUGAGGUUAGGAGAGGUGGGUUGACAUCAUGGUCUGAAAGCAUGGCGGCAGACAGGCAUGGAGUGCUGCCUUGACAUUGCCUCCACCAAGAAUGGAGACCACUACCUUCCAGUUUAGCCCCAGGAGUUCUUAGGACAAGACAGAAGGCAGUGAAAACAUUCCAAAGAUGGUCUCCAGUUCAGUUGCUGUAAUGUUCCCCCUGAGACCUCUUGAGCUGGGACUUCACAGUUUAUAUCAGUCUGAGCACUGCUGUCUUCCAUGCCUCCCACUAGGGUGACCCAUAAGUCCCGCCAACAGCAUUCAUCCACUUUUCUAGUCCGAAAUUUCAGUCUUUCAUAUUCCUCCCAAAAAUAGCAUGGUCAGGCCUGUAACAGCAAUAACUCGAUCCUUGGUACCAACUUUAUCUGUUACUUUUACUGUGAUAAAACACCAUGACGAUGGCAGCAUACAGAAGAAAGCGUAUUCAGUUUUGUAGUUGCAGAGGGUUAGAGUCCGUUAUGGUGGAGCAGAAGGACCAGAGAUGGCUAGCGUGGUUAGAACAGCAGUUAAAGGCUCAUAUUUUAAACUACAAGCACAAGGAAGGGUGUGGGGUGGUGCGUGAGCUCUCUUAGUGUGCACACAGAGUGUGGGGUCUCAUGAUGGGGAAGAGCAUGAGAAGAGGUUACCCAUCUUAGGCCCUAUUCAGUCAUGGCUGAUGAGGGAAGUUCCAAGUAGCAAACUUGGUUCCUGGAGGUGGCCUGAACACACAGGGAACACACAGGAGGGGGUCUAGGCUCUGUUCUGGUGACAUUUCUGUGCCUUGUGAGGACCGUGCAGUCUUUCUUGUUUAAUAAUAUUCUGGUGUCCCUCAUCCCCCAAGUAGCCUGGGCUCAGCCUCAUUUAGUGAAGGACUGCAUAAGCUGUCAGGGACAGCUGGCAUGUACUGACACCAGUUCCUCAGUGUCCCACAGUUGGGGGCAAGUGGUAACCAAGUCACACUCCUCCACUCCCAGCGUGGCCUGAAUAUGCAGCCUAGUAUCCUAGCAGCCUUUGUGGUAUGGACUCUGUGGCCUGUGCCUAGAACCUUGUUCCUGCUCAUACCCUAACCCGUUCCUGCCCUUCAUCAUUUCAUUCCCUGAAGCAGUCAGCCCAGCAUCUUCUACUAGGCAGCCAGAGUGAGAGAUAUUUAAUAGCCAGAGCUAUUUAGAAUUUCAGACUGAGCUUGUCACUUCCCAGAUGGACCAUAGCCCCGGUUUCUUCCUGAAUCCUGAAUCCCACUUUGCCUGGUGAUCUUUGCUGCCCACCCACCCUUGCUGGAUAGCUGGAACACUCCUCCUUUUUCUCUAGUACUCAUGAGAUUCCCUCUCAUGGUAGCUCUCAUGACCACCUUCCCUCCUGUCCAAAGGGCUAAAAGAUGGGAAGCUAAACACCCCAGCUUCCCAUCCCACCUCUGCCUCACUGUUUGAAGGGCUUUUAAAUAGGUGUCUGUGCCCUUUGAGGUCAGCACUGAGCUGUGCUUCAAGGCCAUAGACUGAACCAAUGUUUGGCUACCAGACUGCCUGUGCCCCAAGCCCAGCUGUGUGAUCUCAGCCCGAUCGGUCAGGUAGCCUCAGUCCCGUGGUUGGCUACUUUAAGAAGGCACUGUCAUUUGUGGAGUUCUGGAGGAAGUGCUUAAGAGUAAAGUAGUGCUUGUUUGCUUCCACUGAGGCUGAGCCCUCACUGCAGGACCUCAGAGACCUCUCAGCUCAUGCUUGGCUAGUGCAGAGAUGUGAAAAGAAGGUAGUGUUGAAUACAUUGACAGGGGCCUGGGGAGUGACUAGGGGUUUAGAAAGAAGUUUCUGGGAUUGGUGACAGGCUGGGACAGUUCUUGUUCAGAAGGUAUGGGGGUCACUGUGCAUUUUAAGAACCUGGAAGAUUUCUGUUAACUUUGAUGAGAGGUCAGUCUUUCCACCAGCUGUGUGUAUCUUAGGUAAAGAGAGGUGCAUUCUGAGGCCAGACACAAGUUGAUUAGAGGUAAGAUACUGAAGACAGAAGGGAGUCAGACCCCUGGGUGCCAGGGAAGGAGUCUUGGUCUCUUGGUCUAGGUAGGUGCUUUAGAGCUACUGUGCUUGCUACUACCACAGGAUAGUAGUCUUGGGCAACUGAGGGCAGAAAAGAGUUUGCUUCUGUGUUGGGGAUUUAGUUAUGUGCUUUGGUGGGAGUUUCUUGUGUGUGCUCCAGGACAGCCUGGGGCACUAUUUUCUCUGCAGUGCUUAGAGGCCUGGGGCACUGACUAUGGGGAAGAGAAUAGCCCAGGAACUCCACCCUCACCCUGUCUGGUGCUACUAGGAGACCUUUGUUUAGCCAGCCUAGUGAUGUAGGUAAAGGGAGCUUUGAGGGGCAUUGCUGGAGUUACCUGGAGCCAAGGAAAUUGGUUGUACUUGGAGUGCUUCUCAGAAAGGAUGGGAAUUAUAACCCACCUCACUGUAUCCUCUGCACUGUAUGUUUUUGAGGUACCCUGCUUCCUCAGGACUAAAUGGAUUAUGGUCUCUAUGACACACUGGCACACCACAGGCUCUGUUUCUCUUAUUUCUCUACUUCAGCCCUGCUUUCUAUCUUCCUCCCCCUGACCUGGUUCUGUGGGUGCCAUGGCUUUUACCCCCUGGAACACUGUACUUGUCUCCACCAACAGCAAGGGAGGCAGGGCUUGAGGAUUGCUAUUCCCUACUCCGUGGACAGCCUCAAGGUGCCUGCCUGGAUACUAUAGCAGGAGGUAAUACAUACAUAGCAUAGACACAAUUUCAGAAAACUGGAGGCUCGGGGGAUUGGGUUGUUAAAACAGAUGGAGGCAGCAUGACUGAGUACCAGGCAAGGAUUAACUAGCAAGGGCUGUGCAUGCACUGCAGUCAGUUUUCUGCAUUCCAACCUGAGAAGGCCGGCACUGUGACCCUCAUUUGCUCAGAAGUUUUAAAUGGAAUCUGGACAUUGGUUUCUAUUUUAUUUCCUAAUGAAUGUGUUGUAUUUUUAUGAUUUGGGCUUUAUUUCCCUUUUUACAGUAAUUUUAUAUGUAUAUAUAUAUAUUGGUAACUUUGGGAAAUUAGUUCUAGUCUACCAUCUGGGGAUAGAACACAGAUCAUCAGGCUUGCAUAGUAAGCACUGUGUCUGCUGAACCAUGCUGGCCUAGGAUAAUUUUCUAAGACAGAGUUUCUCUGGGUAGCCCUGGCUGUCCUGGAACUCGCUCUAUAGACUAGGCUGGCCUCCAUCUCAGGAUCUGCCUGCCUCUGCCUCCUGAGUGCUGGGAUUUAAAGGCCUGCGCCACCACCAACCAGCCUUGUUGGUUGUUUCUAAGUUUCGUCUUCAGUAUUUCCUAUUGUGAAGGACAGUGGGAAACAGGAAUGACAGCUGCUCCCAUCCAGGAGGAGCUGCCAAAUAAUUUGACUGUGUUGAACGUGUAGCACAUAGGAUCGUGCUAGAUAGCUGGGGCCACAGAGCCUUCCCUGGGAAGUAGGGGAAGUAGACCCUGCUUUCCAUUGGAGGUCACAGCCACCAGUCAGUCCUCAGUCAUGUUUUCCAUACAGAUGUUCUAAAAUCACCCAGCUGUCCUUGAGAGAGGUCUAGGCACCUCCAUGUCUUAGCUAUGUCUAGUGGAUUCACAGCUCUGCCACCUUGACUUUGUGCUGAGGAAGACCAGGCUUUCAGGACAAGAUGUAGGACUGGUCUGGGCAGCCUUUGGGCUAGCUUGUCUCAUGACUAGUUUACAGAUUUAGGGCUACAGCAUAGAGAGAGACUCAGGAGGACCACACAAAAAGAGGGUGGGCAGAUGGGAAGGGACAGACAGUGAGCUAUGGAGUCUUAUCCUAGGCCUCAUUUAACCAGCACAAUGGAGAAAGGUCUCGGGAGACUCAAUUAGGCCUAGUCACCCUUUUCCUUUAGGAGAGAAGUGGGUUUACUUAAGCCUGCUGGCCUGUCCCAAAUUCCAGGAGUAGCCCCACACCGUGUCUUCAUGUUCCCAAAGGGAUGGAUGGUUUAGUAAGACAUGGCAUUGGCAUGCAAGGCCUCUAGUUUGGACAGGUGUCUGAGCCUCCUUUUCUUUGUCUGGGUGCUGUUUGGUUGAGGCUGGGUCAGAAAUACUGCAGUAGGAGUUUCUGGGCAUUGCUUUUCCAUCCCCUACUGGUGGUUAGAUGCAUACUGCUAUGCUUUGUUGCAUCAGGGACAAGUGACAAGGACAGGAGGGUAGUCCAGAUGCUUUGACAGUCCUGCCAAAUCAGAGGGCUUAGCUCCCUGGGGUCCUUUUAGAAGGCAACACAUUUAUACCCCAACCCCCAUAAUGGGAUCAUAGCACUUUGUGCAGCUGAGAUUUGAAAACACUUGAAACACUAGCAGUUGCCAGAAAAGAAUUUGGAUGUUUCCAGCCAACUUGAGCCCACGGGAUCAGAUUUGUAAGGAAAAACUAAAGAAAGGAAGGAAGUGUGAAGGCACACUUUCCAAGGUGGCUGUGCUGCUGGCCGGCUAUUGUGAAAGUGGGACCAAAUGGAGCCACGGGGAGGGUUGGCUGUCUCCCUGCAGACGGAGGAGAGCGGUGUGUAUACUGUGAGACCUAGAUGGUUAGGACACACAGUGAAAGAUCGUUGCCGUGCCUGCACUAAGACACGGGAGGCCCCUGGUGACUUGGUUCCCUACCCAGCAUGGCGUUUGAGGUUAGGCCUGAUGGUGGCCUCUUCACAGUGUACUUUACACUAACAUGCCCAGGUUUUUGCAGGCUGUCUUGUCUUGAUGACAGGAAUCCCAAAUCUUUCACAGGGUUCUGUCCUCCAGCUUUUAGCCAUGGUAUGCUACAUGUCUUUGGAGUAGCUUUGCAGCCCUAACUCUGUUGGCCAUGUAAUUGGUUCUGGACCAAACCAGAGUGCUGGUAUAGUUUCUUAGUCUGACAGGGGUAGGAGCCAGUUUUGUCCUGGUUCACCAGAAGCUGUCCAGUGCCAUUGGUCUCUCAGUGCCACAUUGCCUGGUGAGCUGUAGUGACUUGCUGGUGUAACACAAGCUUCUCUGUCCACUGCCUUGAGACUUCCCUGUCACCAAGUUCAUGCAGUGGUUGUGAUGUUUGGUCUGUACGUGCUCCAAUGCUUGGCUUUGUACUUCCUACCUCAUUACAUAACACUUUGGAAUCUGCCCAUAAUUUCCAAGAAGGUAGACUGAAGAUAGCAUAUUUGUGGUCUUGCCAGGACCACUGCUUUGAAAUGAAGACUUCCAAAAGCCAGUUGGCCUUGCUGAGCAAGUGUGCCUUGAAAGAGCACUAACCCGCAUGAUUGACCAAGGCCUCAGUGGGACAGAAGUGACCUCACUGUGCCUGGCUAAGGUCUCCCCAGCCCACCCAGGACAGCAAUCUCUGUGUUCAUGAGAAUCUCUUGUGUUCCUGUCACCCUUCAUGGGCAGCAGUUGGGUACAGGAGAAAGUGUGAUGUCCAGAUACUGACUUGGUGUUUUCAGGGCUCAGCUUGCCCCAGAGAGAGAGACCCCAAAUAUUUUAAUAUUGGAGUAAACCUGAUGGAAUCCCUGCUGUGCGUCAUUGUGACAGGCAGGCUGAGGGGUCUGGGGGACAGAGAAUCAAAAGGUGGGUCUGUUGGGAGAGGCUCUGUGUGCUACCCCCUUGCUGCACACAGCAAGCUUUCAUGGUGGAUAGGAAUGGAGAGGUAGUGUACUGGCUUUGCCUUGGGCCCAGCCUGGGGGAUAUGCUAGUGAAAUGGCCAAGACUUCAUCCUGUUGACAUCUGCCAGAUGUCACUGGGCCCAGUGUGGGGUAAUUUGUUCUUUUCUCCUUGCUGCCUGUGAUUAGAGGCCCUGUACCAUGCCUCAUGCUCAUUUGUGAUGGGCACCAGUAGAUCAAUGACCCACCCUCAGAGUUGACUGCCCUAAUGCAGGCAGGCAGUGUGUGACAUGUCUGUGCCAUUGUUUUGAGUCUUUGCCAUUUUAAAUUUGGGAUCUGUAGUGAUGUGAGGCAGUGGUUAGUAAACAGUUGACUGGGCCCUAUGAAACACCCCCGCCCUGUGUUAAGGCUUGUAACCGGUCCCACCUACAGUAGCUACCAGCAUCCCUGCUGGAACCUAGGCAAAUGCUCUUAGAAAUACUGGCAGGGGGAGGGGACAGGAGAAAGGAGACACCCUUUCGGCCUAGAGCUCUGGAGCUGGGUGCUGAGGCUGGGGAAUGCCACAGGUGUGAACAGUACUUACUAGGAGGUGACCAGCUAGUUCCUUGCUACAUGUGAGUGAAUGGUUUUGGCUGCCAAGCAUGUAGGCUUGAGGGCCUGUGCUUGUCAGGAGCCAUUGUUUUUGACUGGGCACAGCUGGAUGGUUAUGGCUCUUCUCCCAUUACCCUAGGCACCCCUUUGCCUUUCAUCCUGUGGUAGUUCUUCAGAACCUGUCACACCUCCUUCCUCUGGAGGACUCUGAGGCUGACAUGAGAGGGCAUUCUGUGGAGAGCAUAUGAACCUGAGCUCUGCACACUCCUUGUACAUUUAGGGUUGUCAUGGAGAUCUGGUGGGGUUGAAACAGGAGCCCUCAGACCACUGUUGAGCACAGACGCUGGUGCUGCGUCUCGGACCUUUCCCAGAACUGCUGUGUGCCUGCCCCAGAGGGCAUAUGAAUCCCUUAAAAAGUCCUAUUAAACAAGAUCCUAGGUCUCUUGUUUGAAGUAUGGUGUGGAAACUGGGACUCCCGAUGGCUAGACACAGACUCUGCACACCCAGGGUGGGGCAGUGUGCCAGGCACUGAGCUGCUUUCCCAGGGUGGCCGUAGUACCUGCUGCAGGUGCUGUUAAGGGGAGCUCUGAUGUUUGUCUGGAAGUUAGAGCUGUCUGCCUUUUCUGGGAAGCUGGGUAGUUGGCUCCUACGCCUGGGUUCUAGGUGUAGUGGAGACACUACAGGCAGGCUAGAGACUAGUCACCUGGCUGAGACGUGACCAGUAUAGCUACCGCGCAGCUUCUGAGUGCUGACACCUGCCUGACCCAAGGUUAGCCAUUCCCAUUCAUUCCCAUUCUGCUGUGGACAUGCUGUCUCUAGUGCACAGGUAUCUGUAGGGAUGUGCUAAGUUCCAGAGGAGGAGCUGGUGCUUGUCAGUGCUGGGGAGUCCGAUAUGAAGUUGGGAGUGUACUCUGUGUCUUUGGUUGUCGGUCCUUAGACUCCCAAGGUUCUGGAUCCUUAGACUGAACUGUUGUCCUUCCUCAUUUCACUGGAGAGAGAAAGCCCGAGGGAUUUUUCCUUCUGGGGUAUGGGGUGCUCAUUCCUGUCUUCUGCAACAAAGAAAUGUCCCUGCUUUGGCUUCACCGCUCCUACUUUUGUGCCAUACCUACUUUGCUAUGCCUUGCCCCCAUUUUUCCCCAUUUUUAUUAAACUAUAAUUGACAUACACUAAGCUUCACAUUUGAAGUCUGUAGCUAGGUACAUUUGUGUGCCCUUUACCAUAGGCAUGUGACAUGACAAAUACAUCACUGCCAAGAAGCCUUUUCCUGGCCCUCGGUAUUAUUCACCUUUCCUUUCCCGACCCCCAGGCAACUGCUGCUCUCCUCUGAGCCAUUGUAGGUUGGCUUUGCCUUGCCCUUAUUUGAAUUGUGUAAAUCCGUACAAUAUCCAUGCACACACUCCUUUUUAGUUUAAGUGGGGGACAGUCCUUGUCAGUGUAUUGAUUUUGAAGAUUAUCCGUGAUAUAGUGUGUCAUGGUUUAUUUUGUUGCUGAGUAAAAUCCAUUCUUUUUUAUUAUGUGUAAGUAUAGGGGAGGAGAAUGAGAGAGAGUGAGAGAGAGUGUGAGUGUGAGUUAAGGAUGUGUCAUAGUGUGCAUGUGAAGGUCAGAAGACAAUUUUAUGGAAUCAUCUCUUGCUUUCCACUUUUACGUGAGUUCCAGGGAGUGGAACUCAACAGCAAACACCUUUAUCAGCUGAGCCAUCUUCCUAGCCACAGUUUGUGUAUAUGUUGUUAACACUGGAUUGGUUGGUUUCUUAGUUUCCUUACACGAAUGCUUGUGUGGAUAUGCAUUAGAGAUCAGAAGACCACUUCUUGGAGUCUGGAUUUUGGGGCUCAGCUCAGGUGGCAGGGCUUUCUGUAGCAAGCAUCUUGACUUACUGAGUCAUAUUGUUAGCCCCUUGGGCUGUAAUUUCCACCAAGGGUGUUGCAGCACAUGCUUGUCAUGUCAGUGUUCCUAGGUGUGAAGAGGGAGGAUUAGGAGUUUGAUGUCAUACAGAUGAAUGAACGAACGAAUGAAUGAAUGAAUGAAUGAAUGAACAAGCGAGCAAACCAUUUGCUCAAACCUUGAUAAGGUUAGUUCUUCUAAUUUUAGUUGUUGAGGGAGUAUGUGGUGAUUUCUCAUGGGACUUUUACUUUGCGUUUCUUAAUGACUGAUAGAUAGUAUUGACAUACACUGAGUGUGUGUGUCUGCUCUUUUGUAUCUUUCUGGGGUAAAUGGGCUUAUCACUGCCAGCCACCACCCGCCUCAUUUGCCUGGUUAUUAAAUUAAAAGGAUCUUGUUACUGUUGUUUUUGUUGGUUUCUGUGGGAUGUGCAUAUGUGUGCAUGCAACUCUGUGUGUGUGUGAGUGUGUGGGUGUGUGGGUGUGUGGGUGCGCGCGCGCAGGUGGAAGAGGGGGUAAGUCAGAGAACAAUUUGUAGAACUCUGUUUUCUUGUACUGUGCGUGUCCCAGGGACACACUUGAUGACAAGGCAUUAUGUGUUGUCUCAAUAUGAUUUAUGUGAUUUCAGAAUCAGCUUGCCACUUUCUCCAAAAGUAUCUGCUUGAAUUGACCUUGAUCUUGCCCGAGUCCACUCUGGAUUGGUUUUAGACAGUGGAGUGCAAAGCCUUGGUGUCUGCAUUGACAUCUGUCUAUUUUCUUAGCUGUGUUUGUAAGUUUUCCAUGCUGAGGUUUUAUAUGUAGUGAGAUUCAUCCAUAUGUAAUUAUCUUGAUAAUUUUAAAGAAUUUAACAUAAUUUAUCUUGUGCAUAAGUGGAGGUCAUGGGACAGCUUGGGAGUAUGGGACUAAACUUGGGUUGUCAGGCUUGGUUGUGCUUACCUUUACUCACUGAAUCAUCUCCUGGGCCUUUCAUAUUUUACUUGCUCUUGUCAGUAGGGGAUUGGCUUGGAGUCUUUAACUUGUGAACCUGUGUUGGAAAUACUUUGUCCUAUAGCUCUGCUCAGAUGCCCUAAGAGCUUCACAAGAACUAACAUGAACGCAGGGUGUGGCACUCACCCCUCUUUCCUGUUUGGAAGGCCUCUUCUUUUUGCCUAAUUGCAUUGGCCAGCACCUCCUGUCCAGAGCUGAGUAGAACUGACUGCCUCUUUCUUAUGACUGUUCUCAGGGAGGAGACAAGUGUGAUCUUGCUGCCCUGGGACAGGUUCUCUGCUCUCAGUGACUGGAUUUCUCCAGGGCCAGCUGCCCAUGCUUUGUUUAUUGUGGUUUGGGCUUUCCCUUUUGGCCUUACUUACUCUACCCACUUACCCUCCUUUUCAGAUGAUAGCCACCUGCCCUGUCUCCUCUCCGCUGCUUUCUUUUCUUGCUUGUUCACAAAAGUGUCCUCAUCUUACUGGUGACACUAGCAGUGUGGAAGCAGGUAUGUGCCAACUGCACAGGGAGAUGAGGUUGGUCAUGAGCCAGGCUAGCUGGCACCCUGGUGUGUGUAGAGACAUAUGUCAUGCUGAGUAGAGCUCAUGGUACUUGGUCCCUGAGCACUGCCUGCCUGUCCCCAGGUUGUUUCCACUAGGUGACAGGGAGCUGUCCAGAGAGCUCCUUGUGUGGUGCCUCCAAAGUGCUUUGGUUACCGUCAGCUGCUCUGAUCCCAGCAGAUGUGGUGGACAGUUCCAGGUGAAUUGCGUAGUGCGUUCUAUGCCACUGGUCUUAGGCAGAUGGGGUUAUGUUGAUACUGUUGAGACCGUGGUCCACAGGAGUGGAAGCUGCUUGCCUCCAUCUCCAUGGGAUAUGUGGCCUUCUAGAGUGCAGGAUUCUCACAGAAUAGCUUAUGUUCAGUUUAACUUUUUAAAUUUAUUUUUUGAGAUUGGGUAACCUGAAACUUGAUAUGUAAUCCUGGCUGGCCUCAAACUGAUGUUCUCCUGCCUCUGUCUCCCUUGGGACUUAUUUUUAUGUGUAUAAGUGUUUUCCUCACGUGUAUGUCUGUGUACCACAUAUAUGCCAGUUGCCCUCCAAGGUCAGAAAAAGUUUCUUGAGUUAUGGAUGAUUGUGAGCCUCCAAGUGGGUGCUGGGAAGUUGAACCCUGGCCUUCUGCAAGAACAGAUGCUCUUUUCGUAACUGCUAAGCCAUCUCUCCAGUUUGCUAUUGUGUUUUUACUUGUUUUCUAGCACUCCCUAACUCCAUGUUUUGUUUUGGAAGUGGGGUUCUCUCUGUGUCGUCUGGGCUGACCUUAAACUCACUGUACUUCUGAGUGUUGGGAUGACAGGCAUGUAGCACCAAGUGAACCACCAAGGUGUGUGUUAGUGUGAACAUGCAUGUUAAGUCAGAGAAGAGCUGCCUAUCAUCAUUGUCGUCCUCUUCUUUUUUUUUUUUUUUUUUUUUUUUGGUUCUUUUUUUCGGAGCUGGGGACCGAACCCAGGGCCUUGCGCUUCCUAGGUAAGCGCUCUACCACUGAGCUAAAUCCCCAGCCCAUCCUCUUUAUUUUCAAGGCAGUAUGUCUCACUAGCCUGGAACUUGCCAAGUAGGCUUGACCGGCUGGCCAGUGAGCCCCAGGGACCUGCCUGUACCCUACCUCUAGUACUGGGAUGGAAGCACACAUCUGCACACAAAAGCCAAGAAUUCUUUCUCUAGCUCCUAAGUAGGCUAUUUGACACAACUUUUAAAAAUACAGUAUCCUUCAAAAAAGUACAAGCUGUAAAAACUAUUUAUAUAAAUAUUUAUUUACCUUUGUGUAUGAUGUGUACAUGGGCAGGCAUGUAGAGACUUUCCGUAUGAUGGAGAUGGCCUGGUUAGUACAUAGUAUGUUGUCUGUGGUUUCCCAGGCUCCCGUGAGAGCUGGGCUCGGGCACCUGGUUGUGCUUUGUGCUGGUGCAGGAUGCCAGGUGGCACCCACCAUCUGCUCUUAAUCAGCCUGAGUACACACACAGCUUCACUGUCUGUGUUCAGCUGGCUCGGGAGUCUGCUUCUUAACAGUUCCUGGAAAGCUGGCUUGCUCUUGUUUGAGAUCUGCCUUCUGCACAAGGUGUGGACCAAGUACUGUGUUUCCUCCCUCAGUGUUGGGUCAUUUCCAGUCUCCUGUAGCUGAUGUUCUUAGCAGCUCUUCUAUCAAAGAGAGGCCAGGUGGAGGAGCCCCAACCAACCUGCUGUCUUCAGACGGUUGGUCACCAAGACCCUUCUGUGAGGAUUGAUGACAGAAAUGGAAAGUUGUGCCUGGCUUGCAAGUUUUCCAGUUAUGUGGGUGGAGCAAUGGCAAACUCACAGAUGACACUUGUAGGAGCUGCAUGCACUCAAGAAGGGCUGUGCACUGAACAGAGUCUUCAGAGUCUAUUUUGCUACUUUGCUCUCGGGUAGCCUGUGUUGCUGAAGAGGCUAAUUGUGCAUGCAGACAUCAGUUUCUGCUGUUGCUCCAUGCUCUGGAGUGCUUUACGGGGCACAAUGAGUGGUCUGCAUGCUGCUUGCACCCAGGCUGGGUUUCUCAUCUCCUGGGCCAAGUUGUGGCAUGUGGUGGCACGUUCUGCCUGUCUUGGCUUAUUUCAGGGCAGGCAGAGCCACUUGGAUUGUGACAGGCUACCUUAGGUGUUGGGUAUUCCUCAGGGAGCAGUAGGUCCUGUUUAUAGGGAAAUGCUUUGUAUAAGCGGUGGCAGUGGUUGUGGGGUCUGCCCCACUGUCCCUCGUCUGAGAACACUGUGAAUGGCAAACCUGGCCACACUGAGUUUGAGGCAUCCACAGGGUGGUGGGGAAAGCUGCCUUAACCAGGAGACCAUAUGAUCCACAAGGCUAAUGGCACUGGGGACACGUACCUCACCAGGCUCCGUGACUUAUCCAGGCAUCAGCAAGGAAGACGAAGAGACUAUUUCCCCCGAGCAUGCCCUGCAGCACCCAUUCUGUUCAUGAGUUCCUUAACAAUUUGCAGGGAGUGCACAGCACACUGAAGUCUCACAGAUGGCUUGUGGGUGCCAUCUGUGGCAUGUUUUGGUUUGAAAAGCACAGCUUUCUUGCCAAUCAACACUUCCAGAGUCUUUUAGGUUCAGUGAGCUUUGUAAAUUUUUGUCUAGACUAUUUCUUUAAAAAAAAAUAACAAAACAAAACAACAAAAAAACACCUAAAACCCACUAAGACACUGUUGGAUUUUCAAGGGAUGUUGGUGUAGGUUCUGAGGACUAUGCUGCACAGAUGUGGCUGAAGUUUACUGGCAGGCAGUGCCUAGGAGCUCUGGCAGUCACUCCAUAUAUCAGCUUCAGGAUACCUACCAUUGGGCAUGAACUGUGCUGAGAUGGUUCUUCAACAGCCCUUGAGAAAGGGCAAAUGACACAACACUGAGACCAUCUGGAAUGCCAACUUCAAGUAGCUGUGUUACCCGUGUGUUUCUCUGCUGUUGCCAGCUGGGGCAAGCACAUCACAGGAUGCUUACAUGCUACUUACUACUCCACCCUACACAGGAAAGCGCCACGCUUUUGCCUUCUGUGGUCCAUGUGGACCUUCCUGUCCUGCAUGGACUCAGUCUCCUCACUGUAAAAUGCACAUACUUGGGUCCCAUUAGCAUCGAUGCCUCUGGGAAACAAUGGGAACUGCCAGCGUCGGGGAUUUUGGUUAGCUGGGGGAGAAGAGGGAGUGGUGAGCUGACCUGUGGGGAUACUGGAACUAGACUUGGUGUCUUGGUUUGGUUUCCUGUUUGAGCUUGUAGCUGGAAAUUCCCCAUGGGUAGUUGUUUCUCAGGCCCCAGGGGUUUACGAGCAUAGUCCAGAAGGAGGAAUCUGAUGGUGCUGUUCUACUCACAGAACUGAGAUUCACCAUGAUGUCUAGUUUCUCCUGCUGGGCUUCAUUUUAAAGAGGACUCCAAGCCUUUGCUGGGAAGAGUUUGCAAAGAUAGUCUGGUCUUCUGGAGAGGCCAGAGAUGAGAGUUGAUUCCAGAUAUGGCCACUGAAUGGGCCUUCCCUGCCAGAGGAUGGCACAAGGCAGUGCUGGGCAGGACAAGGUUACCCCACCCAUCUAUGAGAAGCCACCAACCUGGCAUCCUCCACUUUGCCUCAUGUACCACACAAUAGUAAUAUUCAAAAUCCUUUGGGUCAGAAAUGAUGGCUCCUUUACUCCUCAGCUUGCCCAUUCCUCCUUGCUGAGCCUACUGUAGCCCCCAAAACCUGGCCAAAGCUGUGCAGAUAUCCCUGCCACAUGUUCCCACUUCAACGUAUGGCAAGCCAAUGUAUGAGCUGACCUGUGGGGAGACUAGGGCUCUAAGACUUGGUGUCUUGGUUCCCUGUUUCAGCUUGGGGCCAGAAAUUCCCCAUGGGUAGCCAUCCUCUGGCAGGCCUCUCCCUGUACACAUUAGCUUUUGAGUUAGUGCUGUUCCACUUGGGACUCUGGAUGCUGUCAGAGGGAUGCAGGAGACCUGCCUGGUGUUCAACCCUGGUGAGGUGUUAUAGCUCCUAGGGUAUACUUUUUGGCUCAGGUCUGUCAGAGCAGCUCAGGAGCGUCUGAAGAUAGAAGACCUUGUACUCUGAGUUAAGUUAGGAAGUCCUGCUGACUGUCCCCAGCCCUGGAGGCACUGGCAGAAAAACAUUCAUUGUACCUCCACCUCCCAGAGUCUCCUAGAGCCAGAUUUAAGCAUGAAAGGAAAUAGUCACUAGUAGAAUAGUCACUGCCUCCUGAGGGGUGUCAUUUGCCAUGUCUGGGUCUCAGCAAUGCCAGACCUGGUGUUUUCUGCCUGGCUUGCUUCUCUUCCUCAGACUCACAGUGAACUGAGCUGUAGGUGUCAUGGGUUUGCCUACCAGGAAUUGUGAGUCAGCACAGGCUGUAGCCUAGUAGGGAAUGAAGCUGAGACUAUUUUGGGCCCUUGGAUCUUUGUGUAUAGAUAGGUAGGUCCCUGCCUAAUACCUAAUACUUAGUACAUGUCAUGGGGUGGUACCUUCCUGUUACCGUGACAAAAUGCCCAGCACAAUCAAUUUAACAGUAGGAAAAUUCUCUCUCUCUCUCUCUCUCUCUCUCUCUCUCUCUCUCUCUCUCUCACGCACGCACGCACGCACGCGAGCAUCCUUGGACUUGCCACAGUGGCUCCUUAGAUGCCCUAAGGCAUGCACCCAGUGGCCUGACUUUGUCCACUGUUUCUCAAUGCUCUAUUAUUAAUAUUCAUGUUCCAUCAGGGCCUGCGAUGGUUCCUUGAUGCACCCUUGUAUGCACCCACAGGGAUGCCACCUGCUUCCUUAGUGCCCCUGCUGGCCACUGCAAAUGUGCCUUCCCAUUGGAGCCACUGUACGUAGUAGGCAUGUACUACCACACUGAAAGUCCAGCAAUGCAAAUGAGUAGGCAGAGCCUGUCACUGAUGGGGAAGGGAGGGGAGGCAAGCUUGGCCAUAUUGCUUGCUAAGGUGAUACAGAUUGAUCUUUGUCUAUUCAGGCAGCACUGUAUGCAAGUGCAUGGCUCGAGGCCGGGUGCCGGAGCACUCCUUUUCGCCAGUUGGCAGGGUGCUUGGGAAUAUUUGGGCACUGGGAAUGAGUAGAAAAGUAUCAGGCUAUUCUUGACAGCAGCAGGUUGUAAAUGGCUCCCAGGCCUGCUGCUAGGACUUUGAGCUACAGACCUGCCCUGAAGCUGUCUUUCAGAGCACUGCCAAGAACUCCCCAGGCAGAAUCAGAACAGCAUUCAGGAGAUGAGUGGGUGGGUGUUGACAUACAGAUCCGGAACAUGGUGGCAGUAUUGGAAGUGAUCUCCAGUCUGGAGAGAUAUCCUAUCACCAAAGAGGCACUGGAGGAGACACGACUAGGGAAACUCAUCAACGACGUCCGUAAGAAAACCAAGAAUGAGGAGCUGGCCAAGCGGGCCAAGAGGCUGCUGCGGAGCUGGCAGAAGCUCAUCGAGCCCGUACACCAGAAUGAAGUGGCACUACGGGCACUGGCGGGGGCUGCAGGCUCUGCCAAUGGGGGUGCACACAACUGCCGGCCAGAGCUGGGAGUGGCUGGUGCACCCAAGAGCAUCCAUGACCUGAAGAAUCGCAACGACAUCCAAAGGCUCCCUGGGCAGCGGCUAGAUAGGCUGGGCAGCCGUAAGCGCAGGGGGGACCAGCGUGACCUGGGUCACCCAGGGCCACCCCACAAAGUUUCCAAAGGCAGUCCUGACCCCCUGGUCCCCAAUGCAUCCCCUCUCCCCACCAAUGGGAUCAGCGGGAGCCCAGAGAGCUUACCCAGCCCCCUGGAUGGGAGUGGGCACUUGGGCCCUGAUGGCAGCCGUCUGGAGCUCAGCGAGAACGAGAAGCACAGCACCAAGAUCCCCGUGAACGCCGUGCGGCCACGUCCCAGCUCCCCUGGUUUGGGCAAGCCCCCAGUUCCCUGCCUGCAGACCAAGGCUGCACAGUUGCAGCCAUUGGACAGGGCGGAUGAGCCCCCAGGCCCUCCCUAUCCCAGGGGGUCCCCUCGCUGCUCCAUCAGCCCCCGGAACUCACGGCACGAAGGCUCCUUUGCCCGGCAUCGGAGCUCGUAUAUACCCAAGGGCCCAGUGUCCAGCCCUUCCCCCCGGCCCCAGCCAUUGGACACCACACAGGUACCAUCCCCACUCCCGCUGGCCCAGCCGCCCACGCCCCCUGUGCGGAGGCUGGACCUGCUGCCUAAUGCUGAGAGCCCUGUGCACUGGCCAGAGCAGCCCGAGGGCCACCCACGGCUAACGGGGCCAGCCUGCAGGGCUGGAUUGUCCCCAGAUUCCUCCAAGGCGGACAGUGAUGCUGCCUCUUCGGGUGGCUCGGACAGCAAAAAGAAAAAAAGGUACCGACCUCGAGACUACACAGUGAACUUGGAUGGGCAGGUGGCUGAGGCAGGCGUCAAGCCCGUGAGGUUAAAAGAGCGGAAGCUCACCUUUGACCCCAUGACAAGACAGAUCAGGCCUCUGACCCAGAAAGAGCCAGUUCGGGCUGACAGCCCCGUACCCACAGAACAGCUGCCUAGGACAGAGCUGGAGCAGCAGGAGGCCAAGGCCAGCCUCCAGAGCCCUUUUGAGCAGACGAACUGGAAGGAGCUGUCGCGCAAUGAGAUCAUACAGUCCUACCUGAGCCGCCAGAGCAGCCUGCUUUCAUCCUCAGGCGCACAGACCCCUGGUGCACACCACUUUAUGGCUGAGUACCUGAAGCAGGAGGAGAGCAGUCGGCAAGGGGCCCGGCAGCCCCAUGUGCUGCUGCCACUGCCCACGCCAACUGACCUACCAGGGCUCACGCGCGAGGUCACACAGGAUGAUCUGGACAGAAUCCAGGCCCAGCAGUGGCCGGGGGUUAACGGGUGUGAAGACACACAGGGUAAUUGGUAUGACUGGACACAAUGUAUAUCGCUCGACCCUCAUGGUGACGAUGGGCGCUUGAACAUUCUGCCUUAUGUCUGCUUGGACUGAGCACCUGACCUGGCCACCAUGUGCAUUCCCACCUCGCAGGGAUUAGGCUGGCCAGCUGGGAAGACGAGCAUGAGGCUCGCUCUCCACCCUCCUUUUUUGAAAUGCUGCUACCAGUUUACUAACGUUGCAAAGGAAGGGCCGCUCGGGGGAGGGGCAGAUGGCUGAGGGAGUCUAGAACUCUAUAGUAAGUCAGCUAUGAAGCGUUAUUCCCCAUCCCAGAAGAGGUGCAGAGCCAUUCUUAAGCACCGAAGGAGGGACCUCAGUGGCAGGCAGGCACAGGAACCCUGUGGGAGAGGUUACCUUAACAGCAACAGACGCACAUCUCAUCUCUGCAUCUCUUGCUCUUUGGCCAUGGUGUCUCUGAGGCACGGGCCACUCUGGAGCCAGUGGGUUCUUUUUUUUUUUUUUUUUUUUUUUUUUUUUUUUUGUUUUUUUUGUCCCCCUCGUGUUGUGUGCUGGAAGCUUCUCUGCUGUGGUGAACCCUGGCAUUGGGUGGGUGGGCCAGCCUCACCCACACUGCACAGUCGUCCACCCAUUUGUAUAUGGUUUCAGUUCAGUCCCAGUUCUUAAAGAAAUGCUGCAGAAACUUAAGUUUUGUCGUUUAUUUCAUCCUUUUUCCCCUACCACCAGCCAAAUGACUUUUCCUUCCCUUCUUUCCUUUUCUGCACAACUCUAGGAAAUGCCAUCUUUCUAGAGUCUGUAUAACCCUACAAAGUUCCCGAGGGUGCUACUGGUGUGAGUUGCCCUGCUGGGCUAGGGGAGAGCCGUCUGUUUGCUGGAAACACUCAUAACCAUUCCUUUAGAUUCGUUUGCCUUAUGGUUGUCAUAAACUCGAUUUGCAAAAACAAGGAGCCUUAGUGAAUGUACAGUACCUAGACUUCUGUGUUCACGCAGAAGGGAGCAACUUUGCUAUUUGGUCCAGUAAGUGGACAACUUGUGAUAUAAAUGUGGAAAUAAAAACAUUUGCACAAACCAGUUUUGGAAUCAUUUCUCAUUUGCACAUGAACAGCUAAAUCUAGCCUUUACUAGAUUCUACUAUGGGGAAGUCACUGGAGCCCACAACCAUACCCACUGGGCCAGACUAAGUGACAUUCCUUUAGCUUUAAUUUUGUAGCUGCAGGCCAGGGUCUGUCUCUACUUGCUUUUCAUUGAUUCAUGGUCAACCACAUCCCCUGGGUCACCCACCUAGAAGAGCCCCUGCUGCAGGCAGUGUAGCUCCUCUUAGUGACAUGGUGUGCACCUUCCCUGCCCACCAGUACUUUGCUGACAUUGCAUGACCCAGAUGUACAGGACUACUUUCUGGCCUCGGCUCUGGGCUAGCAGCUGCAGGCAGGCUCGAGGCUGCCUCCAUACCUGACAGGUGCCCACUAAGAUGUCACCUCGUUAUAAAGUAAUGAUCUAGCUUUCUCUUCUCCCUCAGUUAAUAAGCCAAGAUUGGCUUUCUAGUAUUUUUUUCACUCUUACUAUCCAUAUCUGCUUAAUUUCACAGAUGAGUUAAGUUACUCAUAAAACAGCUGCUUCAUGGUUUGAGCCUUAGAACAUACUUUCUGGUCUGGUCGGUACCACAGCCAGCCCAGAAUCAGUUUCAGAGCCAGUAGGAGGAAUUUCUGAGGUUUGUUGCAGAAUGGCCCCACUCCCAUUACAGGGCCAUUUGAGGAGGUAAAACCCCAGCUGGGUGGCCCUGGGGUAGUGUUAACUCCUGAGCACAACUGUAGUGAAAAGGCUUCCAGAGUUGACCAGGCCCAAAUCCAAUAAGCGAUAAAAGCAAGCACAACACAUCAGUGGAGCCAUCUCACACUGCUCUGUCCAAAGUUCUAGUUCCUCUUGUGUCUACUUUACGACAAAGGGUUGUACACCAAGUUGAAGGGGAGCUCAGUGUCCUGUCACCGGAUUCUUAAGACUCCUGCUUUGGGACCAGGCCAUUUACUACUCAGAUCCCAACUCGCAGGAACUGCCACCUCUGUGCUGAGUAUCCAGCAAAUCCCAGAGUAUACAAAGCCUACCCUCAAGAACAGGGUGAGUAGGUCGGCAUGGUGCUCGGGAGGCAGAGGCAGGCAAACAGGAGUUGAGACCACUGAAAUCUACAAAUCGGGUCCAGGACAGCCAGGGAUGUUACACAGAGAAAUCUUAGCUCAAAAAACCAAAACAAAACACGGGUGAGGUGGGAAGACACCCCAGCAUUCAAGGAGACACUGUAAAGAAGAAUAUUGAGGUCGGCGAGAUGGCUCAGCAGAUAAACGGGGCCAGAGUCAAUUUGGUUCCCUGGGUGCACAUGGUAGAAUCAAGUCCUCUGACCUCCAUAUGUGUACACACACUCGUGUCCGCCUCCAUAAAUGAAUACAUUUUGAGGAAUGAGACCAACUUUUCCCACAAACACUUAAAAGCACACGAUCUUCAGAAUCGACUUUUGUAGUCUAGGAUCACGGUGCUGAAGUCUUGUCCUGCCUUUGUGUGUUUUGGCCAGCAGCCUCCGCCCGGCAUCGUACGGGUCAGCAGAGCUCUUAAGACACUGUCUCAGGAGGCGCCUAGCCCUGGGUUUCGCUCGGUUGGUCUGUGAGGGGAAGGUGACACCUACCGCACCGCUUCCGAGGACCCGGCGUUGUCCAGAGGAUUUACCACAAUCGGUUUCUUUUUGUCCUAAAAGAUUUUAGUCCUGUCUGCACCCCAGACACGUCGCUUCCACAGCCUCAGGUGGGAGGGGCCGCAUCGCCCCGCACCUCUCACGGAGGUUCCCCGCAGUAACCAGAGCACGAAAUACUCUGGGCGCAUGCGCGGGAAUCAAGGCCGGUCUUCC